This is a messenger RNA of Coregonus sp. 'balchen', 53777 nucleotides long. Lineage: Eukaryota; Metazoa; Chordata; Actinopteri; Salmoniformes; Salmonidae. The record is from the annotation of a GenBank genome assembly.
AUGGAAAAUUUAGAAUUGAGCCUGUCAUCACUGGGUACCAUAUCCAGACAUAUUGACAAAAGUCACAACGAACUCAGCAAGUAUUUAGCAAAACAGGUAAGACACAUUUCUCCUUGACGUGUUAUAAACACAAUAGAGUGUAUGUAAUAUGUCUGUUUUGACCUAGUGAUAAGUGAUGCACCCUAUAUGUGCACGUGCAUUUUACACCCUCUUUUAAAUGUGCAUUUAUGUCUAUUUACAAUCCAAACAAUUGCACUACGCCUACACACCAUCAUAAUAAAUGCAAAUGUGACCUAAUUAAAAUGUUCUUUGUUCAGGAAGUUAUUUACAUGACAUUGAUGGAUGUCCCUUGAGAUUGGAGGGUGUAGACAUAGCCCACGCUUGCCUUUACUUGCCUAUAGUCAAUCUUGACUCGCCUAUAGUCAAUCUUGACUUUCUCCUGAUAUGGCUUUCUGUCUAGAUAUGGAGCCAGCAGGACAGACAGAGCAUCCUGGCUUGUUUGGCUCAGCUGCUGUUGGAGAAGGACUAUACUCUGCUGCUCGCCCGCCACCUCCGGCCCCUGAUCCUGGACCUGCUGGAGAGGAACGCAGAGAGGAUCAAAGCAGACGGCAGGAUUAACCAUGAUCUCCACGAGCGUCUGUGUGUGGCGCUCAGCAAACUCCUCAGUGUCAGUCCUGAUGCACAGGCGUAAGUAGUGAACCCUGCAUGAUCACUGAUCAUUAGGCAUGCCGGACAGACACUUCAUAAACACUAGCUAUUUUUUCCAUUCUCUUCUAAGGGCUUGAAGUGGCAUGAAAAAGCUGCCAAUGCUCACUUUAUAUUUUACUGUAUCAGUGUUUGUAUUUUAGAGGAUUAUUAUUAAUAUUCUAUAAGAAAGGCCCGUAUUCAAGCAGUAGAAAAUACUCUGUACUACUGAUCACCACUGGCCCACAUCAACCACUACUUCUAACAACAUCUGUUGCACUUUCCUCAUUAUCAGGUUUGCUGCGAGGUACUUCAACGAUGCCCCUCCAGUGUUCCAGAGGCUCUUCUUCACCAGUGAAGAGUCCUCGUCUGUCCAGUACGGCCCCAGGAGGAUGAAACUGCGGGACCUGAUGGGCGCUACUCUCCGCUUACUCCAGAGCGACUGUGCCAAGUUCCGUGUCCUCUGGGACUGGAGUGCCUGUGUAUCUCAGCUACUCACCAGCGAUGUCAUGGUUCGAGGGUGUGUAUUUACCUUGUCUACCAUUUCCUCAGUAUCUAUUCUCUCUCAGGCCCUAUGACAGACUAGCGUCCUGUCCAGGAGUGUAAUUAUACAUCAAGCUGCCUCACGCUACAGAAACAAGCUGGAUGCUUUGAUUGAUGCUUUUACAACUGGCUGUAUUCAUGUGAAGUCAAGCGUAGUGAUCUUCUGGAUUCUUUCCUGUUUAGUUACACUGCCCAGUGUCUGGCCCUGGUGUCUCACAUGACUGAUAAUCAGAAAACCAUCUUCUUGAGAAAGGUGCUGUCGAGUGAUGAGAUUCUGCACAUGAAGAUAAAGUAUGUACAUUUCUAUUGGACUGAUUUUGAACGUUGUUGACGAUUGGUGGAAGUUGAUUGAGAUUUAUGAAUAAAUGUUUUUUCAUGUUAUUGUAAUUCACACAUUGUAAACUCAAAUGUAGACUCGCAUGUCUUCACAGAUUGCAGAAAUUAAUGCAAUGUUCAGUUUAUAACCUUUGCUUGUAUUGGCUUAUAAACACACAGGUCACUGGAGGAGACUCAGCAGUUGGAAGUAGAGAAGGCCCUGGUCCUGGCUAACCAGGGCACUGUGAUGUGGCGCCAGGAGAAGGUGAACAAGUUCACCCGGGGCCAGGUGGUGUCAGAGGACCUGUCCCAGACCGUGGUGGCCGUCUGUGGGGUGGUGUUACCUAGGAUCGCCCCAAAACAGACAGAGCAGGUAAGACUUCCUAGCCUGGUCCCAGAUCUGUUUGUGCUUUUGCCUACUCCAUUGUCAUUGGCAAGCUAUUUUGGCAUGACAAUUCCAUUAGGAGUUGGCAGAAGAGCAGAAACAGACUGGCACCCAGGCUAACGACUUCCUGCUUAGAUUUAGAGUUUGGUUGUUUGUAAAAGAGUAUGGAAUAAAUGGUUCAAACUACAUCAGUGGUGUUGAUUUGAUAGGUGGCAUUAUAUUUGUUCUCUUACCAACUCUAGAGUAACCUAAAGCAUCUGGUGCUAGUGGACUCAACCUGCCGCAACCUGCGGAGACUGGCCAUGGCUGUGGCAUCCCAGAAGGCUGUUCUUUUGGAAGGGCCCAUUGGUUGUGGUAAAACAGCCCUGGUGGAAUUUUUGGCUGCCGUGACCGGACAUACCAAAACACCAGAGAUUCUCAAAGUCCAACUUGGGGAUCAAACUGACAGCAAAGUAAGAGCACUGAUCCAAUGUAGGCAAUCUAUAUAGUAUAUAUUUCAAAAUGGGUUAUUGUAGAAAGAGUUCAAAAAUACUAGCGUCGACGUCUGAGUGCAUUCUACUGUUUUUGAACGGUUAAUAGGAAUUCUCUUAUCUCUUUGCUGCUUUAUUGCAGAUGUUGCUUGGGAUGUAUCGCUGUACUGAUAUCCCAGGGAAGUUUGUGUGGCAGCCAGGCACCCUGACACAGGCCGUCUCUAAAGGACAUUGGAUCCUGUUGGAGGACAUUGACCAUGCUCCUCUGGAUGUGGUGGGUGUUUGCACACCUGAAUCAUGCAUGGAAUUACAUACAGUGACCUGUUAAUAUAGUUAUUACUGUAGUAGUGGGUUCAAGACUACAAGGUAUUUUAUAGUACGUCAUCAUUUGAGUUGUUUUCCUUGCAGAUAUCUGUACUCCUUCCCUUGAUGGAGAAUAAAAAGCUGAUGAUCCCAGGACGGGAGGACUGCAUUGAAGUGGCUCCAGGCUUCCAAUUCUUUGCUACGAGAAGGUAAGAAUGUGAUUUGGUUGUGAUGUGGCCUAUGUGUAACCCUAUAAAUGUCAUCCUCCUUUUACACAGAAAAUAACUGAUGUUUGUGUGUAUGUGUAGAAUGUUCCAUAGUGCCGGAGGCUGGUACAGACCACAGAACACCCACGCAGCUCUCUUGGAUAAGUACUGGACUAAACUACAGAUGGGAAACAUGGCACGAGAGGAACUGAAAAAGGUGAGCCGUUUGAGGACAUGAUCCAAUGGAGUCCACAUCAAUUUCCUGUAGUCUAUAGUUGGACCAGUGUAUCCUCUGUUUCAAGUGUAUUUUUUCUAGCAUGAUGUACUACAGUAUCCAAAAUGCAUUGUACUUUGUAUCCGGUUUUGUCUUGCUAACGAAGUUCCUGAAGCUAACAGUCGUAUUGUUCUUUGCCUGUGUAAACUUGGACACGAUUUUCAAUUGAAGCAUUGUUUUAAUUAUCUUUCAAUCUCUCUUUAACUUUAACUGUUGUUCUUUGCCUGUGCAGGUGCUGGUGAACCGGUACCCUAACCUAACGGUUGUGGUGGAGCGCCUCCUGGACAUCUACUGCCAGCUGACUGGAGAGAGACACCCUGACUCGGUGGCACUGGGCCACACAGACAGUCUGCAUGCCCCAGAGGUGUCCCAUCACAGGUUGGAGGACAAGACCACGUCCCUGGAGGGGAGGGGACUGUCACUGAGGUAAUGGCACGCUCUUAUUUUCAGCUUCCCCCCCCUUUUUUACUUUUAGCUUUUCUGUCUCAUGUUGUUGCAAUGAGCUAUUUUUUUAUGUUCUCUCAUGGUACAUGUUGAAGCUCAUUCCCACCAUAGGUGUCUAUACACAAUAUCCCCCCCCCCCCCCCCCCCUGCAUUGAAAGAUGACACUGUCUCUCUGUCAAUAUGAACUGGUGAUGAACUCAUAGCCAUGAUUCCCUAGCUGCUCAGAUCCACAGUAAUGGUCAAGCCCCAGAUAGAGGUACAGUGAGGGAAAAAAGUAUUUGAUCCCCUGCUGAUUUUGUACGUUUGCCCACAACUAGUGUUGUGGUCAGAUGAGACCAAAAUGGAGCUCUUUGGCAUCAACUCAACUCGCCGUGUUUGGAGGAGGAGGAAUGCUGCCUAUGACCCCAAGAACACCAUCCCCAACGUCAAUCAUGGAGGUGGAAACAUUAUGCUUUGGGGGUGUUUUUCUGCUAAGGGGACAGGACAACUUCACCGCAUCAAAGGGACGAUGGAUGGGGCCAUGUACCGUCAAAUCUUGGGUGAGAACCUCCUUCCCUCAGCCAGGGCAUUGAAAAUGGGUCGUGGAUGGGUAUUCCAGCAUGACAAUGACCCAAAACACACGGCCAAGGCAACAAAGGAGGGGCUCAAGAAGAAGCACAUUAAGGUCCUGGAGUGGCCUAGCCAGUCUUCAGACCUUAAUCCCAUAGAAAAUCUGUGGAGGGAGCUGAAGGUUAGAGUUGCCAAACGUCAGCCUCGAAACCUUAAUGACUUGGAGAAGAUCUGCAAAGAGGAGUGGAACAAAAUCCCUCCUGAGAUGUGUGCAAACCUGGUGGCCAACUACAAGAAACGUCUGACCUCUGUGAUUGCCAACAAGGGUUUUGCCACCAAGUACUAAGUCAUGUUUUGUAGAGGGGUACAGUUAUAACAUUUUUGAUAUGUGUUUUUCUGGAUUUUUUUGUUGUUAUUCUGUCUCUCACUGUACAAAUAAACCUACCAUUACAAUUAUAGACUGAUCAUGUCUUUGUCAGUGGGCAAAAUCAGCAGGGGAUCAAAUACUUUUUCCCCUCACUGUAAAUCCACUGGCCCCAUCCAUCCCACCAUGUGUCCCAGAGCAGAGGUGGGUUGUGGGGUAUACAUUAGGAGCUGCACUGGCCCACUGUGAGAUGAAAUGAACAGGCAGCCAGCCCUCAGGACUUUAAUUAGCUUUCCACUGGGUGCUGCUGCCUGCGCUCGAUGGCCCAUUGAUUGAACCGUUCUUUUCUAUAGAGCUUGAUCCACAGAUGCUAGACGUUACAUCAGGACAGCCCUUAUCAUUAGAUAACCAGUUCAGACCUGUUCCCCUCAUUUGUGGAGGACACUCGUUGUUCACCCAUCUUUAAGGGUUCAUACUGUAUAUACCUGUGUGCACGUGUUGGGCUCAGGGCUUUUUCCUUGGUGUAAAAUCCAUUUUUGUGCACGUUUUUUAAUACGGCCACUGUGGGCCACUUUGAUAAUCAUAGUAUAGCUGCAUGUAUCAAUGCAGUUAACUUACAUACUGAAUGUUGUUUUCAUUUGCGUUUAAAACUUGGCCUGCUGAGCUCUUAUGUAGGUCAGAACAGAAUGGUUGGCCCUAUUGGAUCAACUGUUUCUCACCUGAUUAUUUUCUCCAGUCAUUGAUGGAAAAUGUAACCUGGUCCUUAAGCCAACUCCUCUGUCUAUCAUUGCCAUAUUUAUGUAACCCAUGACUCUCCAACCCUGUUCCUGGAGAGCUACGAUCCUGUAGGUUUUCACUCCAACCUUAAUCUAGCGCUCCAUGUUCUAAUAAUAUGCUGGUUAAUAAACUGAAUCGGGUUAUUUCCAACUGGGGUUGGAGUGAAACGCUACAGGAGGGUAGCUGUCCAGGAACAGAGUUGGAGAGCCCUGAUGUAACCUCUACUCUAUAUUGUACAGAGACCUGCUGAAAUGGUCUGAGAGGAUCAGCAGUAACUUUGACAGCACAUCGUCUGCCACCGCUCAACAUGUCUUCUUGGAGGUGAGCCUUGAGUCACAGCAGCACAGGCUGCCAUUGUGGUGUUAUCACCCUCCUGACAUUAUUUACUUUGCUAAUGAAGCUUUCCGGCUUGAACUGUUGUUGUUCACCACAGAUCAUUCUGAACUUGUCUCUUAGAACUCUGUGUGGCUAUGUAGAACUGGCAAGGUUAGACUCUGGUAAGGUUAUCACCUAAUCUUUGUUAGGAUGGAAAAUCCUUUAGCCGUAAAAGGGCUCGAUGUGUUCAACACUUUUUCAUUGCUCUUUAUGGUUAGCCUCGUGAACCAGAACUGACCACGGAUCAGGAUGGUUGAACAAGGCUAGUGUAGAAUGGACUGAGGAUAGAUUCAUUCGGUUAGCACAAUCCAUAUUUGAAUGGAAAAUCAAUGUAGCUGUAACAGUUUCAGAAACUUUUAACAAUUUGCCUCCCAAAAAAAGAAUGCUCUUCUUAACUGUACUGUUUUGUGUCUUUCUCCCCUUUUAGGCCCUAGACUGCUUCACAGCUAUGUUAUCCCGACCAGAGAGGAGGCUGUGCAUGGCUGAAGUCAUCGGGAGCAAGCUCAACAUCUCCAAAGAGAAGGUAAGUCCAGCAUCACUGGAAAUGACAGGUCUCUGCUGACAACAUAUCAAAACAGGUUCAAUACUGCUGUACCACUUUGUCGCACUUUAGGACAUGCUGUAUGUUCUACAGUCUCCUGACAUGGAGCAUGUCCAAAAUGGAACUCUAUUCCCUAUAUAGUGCACUACUUUUGACCAGAGCCCUUUGGGUGCUGUUUGCCAUGGGUGUCAUAUUGGACUCAGACAUGGUGAUGGUUGUUGACUGUUGACAUGAUGGUUGUGUGCAUAGAAAUAAGAAUGAAUUAAUUCAUUCUUAUUUUUAACGUUCGAGCUUCCAAGCCGUUCUAUUCAUUCUUAUUUCUAUGGUCGUGUGCCCCUCAGGCUGCACAUUUCUGCCAGAUGUACCAGCCUGGCAUCUCUGUGACAGAACUGGAGGCCUUGGUGGGCAGAGUGACCCUGGAACGGAAGCAGAACGAAGUGGUCCGCAUCUGCAAGUAAGUCAGCUAAAUGUGUGACCCUAAAUCGAAUUAGAUGCCAUCGGAUGCACUGCAAUUUGUUAUAGUAAAUGAAGUACCCAGCCACAUCAGGGUUAGUAGUCUGAUAUUUGGCUGGCAGCUGGCGCUUAUGGAACACACUGAGUCAGGCUGCCAGCCCUGCCAGUCUGCCUGUAACCUCUGUUUACACAAUAUAGACGUCAUUGUCACUUUGCCAGGCCUAACACUUACCCAGCCAAAUAGACUCCCCGUUGGUUGAUUGAAUAAACAUUGAAUUGAUCUCUAACUACACACUUUGAUAAACCAGCAAAUAUUCCAGUCCUCAGCAAAUGACUAAAAACAAUAUAUUGAUUCUUCCAUUCCAAACCUAUGAGAUCUAUUCUACCAUGCUCUAAAACCCUACAAGAGAAAAGGCACCUUUGGAAAUCUGCAAUUGGGAGGAAUAAAAUUGUAUAUUUGUUGAUGAAUGUAUUAUUAUUAGAUCUUUUGACCUGGUUUCAAGUAUAUGCAUGUUGAAAGUGUUGUAGGUAAAAUUUGAGAUUGAGUGAAAGAGUAACCUAACCUAUGUGUAUCUCAAUGUGUACAGCGAGAAGCAGACAUUUGCUGCCACGCGGCCCUCUGCAGUGCUUUUGGAACAGCUAGCGGUGUGUGUUACCCAGGGCGAGCCCAUCCUGUUGGUCGGAGAGACGGGCACGGGCAAGACAUCCACUGUGCAGUACCUGGCUGGAAUCACUGGUGAGACGCAACGCUCUGCCAGAAAGCUCCUCUCAAACAUGGUACAAUGGGAACCCACUAACCAACACCUCUGUUCCCCUCCUCUCACUCUCUCCUCCAGGACACAGGUUACGGGUGGUGAAUAUGAACCAGCAGAGUGAUACAGCUGACCUGUUAGGAGGGUAAGUGAAUUACAAUAGAAGACCUAGUCCUUUUCUUGUAUGACCUUUCACCUAUACCAGCAUAUUCAGACAGGGAUAUGACCCUGGCCUGCAUUGGUACUGAGUUGGCAUAUUCUCUUCCCUGAUCUGCAGGUAUAAACCAGUGGAUCACAAGCUGAUCCUGCUGCCCCUGCGUGAGGCCUUCGAGGACGUGUUCUCCCAGACCUACUCCCGCAAGCAGAAUCUGACCUUCCUGGGCCACGUGCAGACCUGCUUCAGGGGCAAGCGAUGGCAGGACCUGCUCAAGCUCAUGGACCACGUCUGCAAGUCAGCCCUCGGCAAGUCGGAGCUGCAGGAGAAAAACAAUGGUACCACCACACACUUUGCAUCCCCAAAUGGCACCUUAUUCACUUCAGAAAGUAUUCAUACCCCUUGACUUAUUCCACAUUAUGUUUUGUUACACACAAUACCCCAUAACGACAAAGUGAAAACAUGUUUUUAGACAUUUUUAGCAGAUUGUUGAAAAUGAAGUACAGAUAUCUAAUUUACAUAAAUAUUCACACCCCUGAGUCAAUACUGUAGAAGCACCUUUGGCAGCAAUUACAGCUGUGAGUCUUUCUGGGUAAGUCUCAAAGAACUUGCCACAUCUGGAUUGUGCAACAUUUGCCCAUUUAUUCUUUAAAAACUUAAUCAAGCUCUAUCAAAUUGGUUGUUGAUCAUUGCUAGACAACCAUUUCCAGAUCUUGAUUUUUUUCUAGAUUUUCAAGUAGAUUUAAGUCAAAACUGUAACUCAGCCACUCAGGAACAUUCACUGCCUUCUUGGUAAGCAACUCCAGUGUAGAUUUGGCCUUGUGUUUUAGGUUAUUGUCCUGCUAAAAGGUGAAUUCAUCUCCCAGUGUCUGGUGGAAAGCAGACUGAACCAGGUUUUUUUCUAGGAUUAUGCCUGUGCUUACCUCCUAUUACAUUUAUUUUUCAUCCUGAAAACCUCCCCAGUCCUUAAUGAUUACAAGCAUAUCCAUAACAUGAAGCAGCCACCACUGUGCUUGAAAAUAUGGAGAGUGGUACUCAGUAUUGGAUUUGACCCAAACAUAACACUUUGUAUUCAGGACAAAAAAUUAAUUGCUUUGUCACAUUUUUUGUACUAUUACUUUAGUGCAUUGUUGCAAACAGGAUGCAUGUUUUGGAAUAUUUUUAUUCUGUACAGGCUUCCUUCUUUUCACUCUGUCAAUUCGGUUAGUAUUGUGGAGUAACUACAAUGUUGUUGAUCCAUCCUCAGUUUUCUCCUAUCACAGCCAUUCAAUUCUAGAAUUGGCCUCAUGGUGAAAUCCCUGAGCGGUUUCCUUCCUCUCCGGCAACUGAGUUAGGAAGGACGCCUGUAUUUUGUAAUGACUGGGUGUUUUGAUACACCAUCCAAAGUGUAAUUAAUAACUUCACCAUGCUCAAAGGGAUAUUCAUUGCCUGCUUUAUUUUUUUACCUAUCUACCAAUAGGUGCCCUUCUUUGCUAGGCAUUGAAAAACCUCCCUGGUCUUUGUUGUUGAAUCUGUGUUUGAAAUUCACUGCUCGACUGAGGGACCUUACAGAUAAUUGAAUGUGUGAGGUAGAGAGAUGAGGUAGUCUUUCAAAAAUCAUGUUAGACACUAUUAUUGCACACAGAGUCCAUUAAUUUAUGUGACUUGUUAAGCAAAUUUUUACUCCUGAACUUAUUUAGGCUUACCAUAACAAAGGGGUUGAAUACUUAUUGACUCAAGACAUUUCAGCUUUUCAUUCCACUUUGACAUUAUGGGGGUAUUGUGUGUAGGCCAGUGACAAAAAAAAAUCUAACUUUAAUCCAUUUAAAAUCCAGGCUGUAACACAACCGAAUGUGGAAAAAGCCAAGGGGUGUGAAUACUUUCUGAAGGCACUGUAUGUGCCGCAGAUAGAUAAUAGGAUGCCAUUUGGAAAACAACCUAAAGCAGUACCUUCAUUUUCUCUUGAAUAGCUCACUCCUACUCUCACUGUGGCAGAAAUGUCAGUGUUGCCUUAGGCUGUUCUCAGUGUGUGUGUUUUUGUGUACUGGUUUCCCCAGCUGCCUUGCUGCAGGAGCAGUGGGAAGCCCUGGCUGUGAGGCUGGCUCAGACCCAGCAGCAGAUCAGAGCCUGCGAGACCGCACUGGUCUUUGCCUUUGUGGAGGUAAAGGCCUACCUAAAGCCACACACACACUACAUAUCCCUGUUGCUCACCAACCCGCUGUGAUUGUAAACCGUGUGUGUCUCUACAGGGGACUCUGGCCCAGGCGGUGAAGAAGGGAGAGUGGAUCCUGCUGGAUGAGAUUAACCUGGCUGCAGCAGAGACUCUGGAAUGUCUGAGUGGCCUGCUUGAGGGCACCGCCGGCUCUCUGGUGCUGCUGGACCGCGGAGACACUGGUGAGGCUCCCACUGCGCUCCAUAGCAUGUUAUGACAUGUUGUAACACUUUAUUACAUUUUUACAUUUUAGUCAUUUAGCAGAAGCUCUUAUCCAGAGUGACUUACAGUUAGUGAGUGCAUACAUUUUCAUACUUUAUACCACUAUUGCAUAAUAAAUUGCAUAUUAUUAUAAAUUAUAUUAUAAAGGUAUUAACUGAUUAUGAAAUCUGAUCACUUUGAUGCUGCUACUGAAAUUAAACUUUCUUUGCACAGAGCCCCUGGUUCGCCAUCCAGACUUCCGUCUCUUUGCCUGCAUGAACCCAGCGACUGACGUGGGGAAGAGGAACCUGCCCCUGGGCAUACGGAACAGGUUAGAACAUAGGCUGAGCUGUCCUGGUGUUUGACUGAAAUGUCUUUAACUUAUGAGCAUACUGGCAAACCUACUAGCUGUUCAGGAUCUGGCAGCCCAACUAGCUGUUCAGGAUCUGGCAGCCCAACUAGCUGAUCAGGAUCUGGCAGCCCAACUAGCUGAUCAGGAUCUGGCAGCCCAACUAGCUGAUCAGGAUCUGGCAGCCCAACUAGCUGAUCAGGAUCUGGCAGCCCAACUAGCUGAUCAGGAUCUGGCAGCCCAACUAGCUGAUCAGGAUCUGGCAGCCCAACUAGCUGUUCUGUAUCUGCCAACCCAACUAGCUGUCAGCAUCUGCCAACCCAACUAGCUGUCAGGAUCUGGCAACCCUACUAGCUGUGGUUUGACAUGAUGCUCUCUGUCUUUCCCAGGUUCACUGAGCUGUAUGUGGAGGAGCUGGAGAAUGAGGGAGACCUGCACAUCCUGGUGUCUGACUACCUGAAAGGCCUGAACCCCAAUAAGAACGUAAUCAACGGGAUUAUAAGGUCAGGGGUCAGAACACACACUGUCCUCUGUCAUAGCCAUAACAUGGCCCAUUAAGUUUUCACAAAAUCACGUUGAAUGUCAUAUUGAUUGCUGAUUUGAUUGAAUAUGAAAUGUUUGCUGCUGCAGCUUUUACCUGACGGUGCGUAAGGAGGCUACCUCCAAACUGGUGGACGGGACUGGACACCAUCCCCACUACAGCCUGCGCACCCUCUGCAGGGCGCUGAAGUAUGUGGCAGCCAACCCCUGCUACAGCGUCCAGCGCUCUCUCUACGAGGUAGGAGGCCAAAGCUCUCCCAGCAUUGAUAUUGAUAUCCUUAUAUUGACUUAAUAAAGAUACAGUGCAUUCGGAAAGUAUUCAGACCUCUUGACUUCUUCCACAUUUUGUUACGUUACAGCCUUAUUCUAAAAUGGAUUUUUUUUAUUAUCUCAUCAAUCUACACACAAUACCCCAUAAUGACGAAACGAAAACAGGUUUUUAUUUAUUUUUGCAAAUUUAUUUAAAAAAAAAAAAACAGAAACCUUGUUUACGUAAGUAUUCAGACCCUUUGCUAUGAGACUCGAUAUUGAGCUCAGGUGCAUCCUGUUUCCAUUGAUCAUCCUUGAGAUGUUUCUACAACUUGAUUGGAGUCCACCUGUGGUAAAUUCAAUUGAUUGGAAAGGCACACACCUGUCUAUAUAAGGUCCCACAGUUGAAAGUGCAUGUCAGAGCAAAUACCAAACCAUGAGGUCGAAGGCAUUGUCCGUAGAGCUCCGAGACACAGAUCUGGGGAAGGGUACCAAAACAAAACAUUUCUGUAGCAUUGAAGGUCCACAAGAACACAGUGGCCUCCAUCAUUCUUAAAUGGAAGCUGUUUGAAACCACCAAGACUCUUCCUAGAGCUGGCCGCCCGGGCCAAACUGAGCAAUCGGGGGAGAAGGGCCUUUGUCAGGGAGGUGACCAAGAACCCAAUGGUCACUCGGACAGAGCUCCAGAGUUCCUCUGUGGAGAUGGGAGAACCUUCCAGAAGGACAAACAUCUCUGCAGCACUCCACCAAUCAGGCCUUUAUGGUAGAGUGGCCAGACGGAAGCCACUCCUCUGUAAAAGGCACAUGACAGCCCGCUUGGAGUUUGCCAAAAGGUACCUAAAGGACUCUCAGACCAUGAGAAUCAAGAUUCUCUGGUCUGAUGAAACCAAGAUUGAACUCUUUGGCCUGAAUGCCAAGCGUCACGUCGGAGGAAACCUGGCACCAUCCCUACGGUGAAGCAUGGUGGUGGCAGCAUCAUGCUGUGGGGAUGUUUUUCAGCGGCAGGGACUGGGAGACUAGUCAGGAUCGAGGGAAAGAUGAGCGGAGCAAAGUACAGAGAGAUCCUUGAUGAAAACCUACUCCAGAGCACUCAGGACCUCAGACUGGGCGAAGGUUCACCUUCCAUCAGGACAACGACCCUAAGCACACAGCUAAGACAACGCAGGAGUGUGUUCGGGACAGGUCUCUGAAUGUCCUUGAGUGGCCUAGCCAGAGCCCGGACUUGAACCCGAUCGAACAUCUCUGGCGAGUCCUGAAAAUAGCUGCCCAUCCAACCUGACAGAGCUUGAGAGGAUCUACAGAGAAGAAUGGGAGAAACUCCCCAAAUACAGGUGUGCCAAUCUUGUAGCGUCAUACCCAAGAAGAUUCAAGGCAGUAAUCCAAUUUAUUUUAUUCUUUUUUUUUAUACAUUUGCAAACAUUUCUAAAAACCAGUUUUUGCUUUGUCGAAAUGGGGUAUUGUGUGUAGAUUGAUGAGGGAAGAAAACAAUUUAAUCCGUUUUAGAACAAGGCUGUAGCGUAAAACAAAUGUGGGAAAAGUCUAGGGGUCUGAAUACUUUCCGAAUGCAUUGAUAUCCUUAGUAACUUCAUUGAUUAAAUUGGACUAUGUUGGAAGAUGUGAGCAGAUUCUCCAUCGGUGUCUUUCUCCAGGGCUUCUGUUUGAGUUUCCUCACCCAGCUGGACCGCAGCUCCCAUCCAAUGGUCCAGAAACUGGUGUGUCAACACAUCAUGGGGGGAAACACCAAGUGUCUGAAGCAGGUAAUACAGCAGGCCUGUAAUAUGACUUUAUUUAUUCCAUAUUUGUAUUAAUUGAGAUAUAUGGAUAAUUAAGAAGAAGCUUAAUAAUUCCGCAAUAGGAGAUUCCUCAAUAGCCAUGGUUCUCCCUGUGUUUCCCCACAGCCCAUCCCGGAGCCCACAGGGCGGCCCUGCAUUCAGAUGGAGGGCUACUGGGUAUCCCAGGGGGAGAUGGAGCCGGCUCUGGACCCCAGCUACAUCCUCACCACCUCCGUCAAGCUCAACCUGCGAGACCUGGCCAGGGUGGUGUCCGCCGGGUAGGAAAACUGACCACUGACCAUCCCCCUUUUUCAUAUUUACAUUUAAGUCAUUUAGCAGACGCUCUUAUCCAGAGCGACUUACAGAUUGGUGCAUUCAAUUUAGGAUAGCCAGUGGGACAACCACCCUAUUUUUAUUAUUAUUAUUAUUUAAUUUUUUUUAUAUUAAUUUCUUAUUAUUAUUUUUUUAAUGGGGGGGUGUUAUACUAUUCCAGGUAUUCCUUAAAGAGGUAGUGUUUCAAGUGUCUCUGGAAGGUGGUCAGUGACUCCGCUGUCCUGGCGUCGUGGGGGAGCUUGUUCCACCAAUUGGGGUGCCAGAGCAGCGAAUAGCUUUGACUGGGCUGAGUGGGAACUGGGCUUCCGUAGAGGUAGGGGGGCUAGCAGACCAGAGGUGGAUGAACGUAGUGCCCUCGUUUGGGUGUAGGGUCUGAUCAGAGCCUGAAGGUAAGGAGGUGCUGUUCCCCUCACAGCUCCGUAGGCAAGCACCAUGGUUUUGUAGUAGAUGCGAGCCUCAACUGGAAGCCAGUGGAGUGUACGGAGGAGCGGGGUGACAUCAGAGAACUUGGGAAGGUUGAACACCAGACGGGCUGCAGCGUUCUAGAUAAGUUGUAGGGGUUUGAUGGCACAGGCAGGGAGCCCAGCCAAUAGCGAGUUGCAGUAAUCCAGACGGGAGAUGACAAGUGCCUGGAUUAGGACCUGUGCCGCUUUCUGUGUAAGGUAGGGUCGUACUCUGCGAAUGUUGUAGAGCAUGAACCUGCAGGAUUGGGUCACCGCUUUGUUGUUAAUGGAGAACGACAGGGUGUUGUCCAGGGUCACGCCAAGGUUCUUUGCACUCUGGGAGGAGGACACAAUGGAGUUGUCAACCGUGAUGGCGAGAUCAUGGAGCGGGCAGUCCUUCCCCGGGAGGAAGGGCAGCUCCAUCUUGCCGAGGUUCAGCUUGAGGUGGUGAUCUGAGAUCCACAUUGAUAUGUCUGCCAGACAUGCAGAGAUGCGAUUCGCCACCUGGUUAUCAGAAGGGGGAAAGGAGAAAAUGAAUUGUGUGUCGUCUGCGUAGCAAUGAUAGGAGAGACCAUGUGAGGAUAUGACAGAGCCAAGUGACUUGGUGUAUAGAGAGAAUAGGAGAAGGCCUAGAACUGAGCCCUGGGGGACACCAGUGGGUGAGAGCAUGUGGUGCGGAGACAGAUUCUCGCCAUGCCACCUGGUAGGAGCGACCUGUCAGGUAGGACGCAAUCCAAGAGUGAGCAGCGCCGUAGAUGCCCAACUCGGAGAGGGUGGAGAGGAGGAUCUGAUGGUUCACAGUAUCAAAGGCAACAGAUGGGUCUAGAAGGAUCAGAGGAGAGAGAGUUAGCUUUAGCAGUGCGGAGAGCCUCCGUGACACAGAGAAGAGCAGUCUCAGUUGAAUGACCAGUCUUGAAACCUGACUGGUUUGGAUCAAGAAGAUCAUUCUGAGAGAGAUAGCAGGAGAGUUGGCAAGAGACGGCACGCUCAAGAGUUUUGGAGAGAAAAUAAAGAAGGGCUACUGGUCUGUAGUUGUUGACAUCGGAGGGAUCGAGUGUAGGUUUUUUGAGGAGGGGUGCAACUCUCGCUCUCUUGAAGACGGAAGGGACAUAGCCAGCGGUCAAGGAUGAGUUGAUGAGCGAGGUGAGGUAAGGGAGUAGGUCUCCGGAAAUGGUCUGGAGAAGAGAGGAGGGGAUAGAGUCAAGCGGGCAGGUUGUUGGGCAGCCUGCCGUCACAAGUCGCAAGAUUUCAUCUGGAGAGAGAGGGGAGAAAGAAGUCAAAGCAUAGGGUAGGGCAGUGUGAGCAGGACCAGCGGUGUCAUUUGACUUAAUAAAUUAGGAUCUGAUGUCGUCAACCUUCUUUUCAAAAUGGUUGAUGAAGUCAUCCACAGAGAGGGAGGAGGAUUCAGCAGGGAGGAGAAGGUGGCAAAGAGCUUCCUAGGGUUAGAGGCAGAUGCUUGAAAUUUAGAGUGGUAGAAAGUGGCUUUAGCAGCAGAAACAGAGGAAGAAAAUGUGGAGAGGAGGGAGUGAAAAGAUGCCAGGUCCGCAGGGAGUCUAGUUUUCCUCCAUUUUCCUCCAUUCCGCCACGGAGCAGGAGGGGAGGACUGAGCCGGCCGGAAGGAUAGGGGACAUAGAGAGUCAAAAGAUGCAGAAAGGGAGGAGAGGAGGGUUGAGGAGGCAGAAUCAGGAGAUCGGAGGGAGAAGGAUUUAGCAGAGGGAAGAGCUGAUAGGAUGGAGGAGGAGAGAGUAGCGGGAGAGAGAGAGCGAAGGUUGUGACGGCACAUUACCAUCUGAGUAGGGGCAGAGUGAGUAGUGUUGGAGGAGAGCGAGAGAGAAGGAUACAAAGUAGUGGUCGGAGACUUGGAGGGGAGUUGCAGUGAGAUUAGUAGAAGAACAGCAUCUAGUAAAGAUGAGGUCAAGCGUAUUGCCUGCCUUGUGAGUAGGGGGGGACGGUGAGAGGGUGAGGUCAAAAGAGGAAAGGAGUGGAAAGGAGGAGGCAGAGAGAAAUGAGUCAAAGGCAGACGUAGGGAGUUUAAAGUCACCCAGAACUGUGAGGGGUGAGCCAUCCUCAGGAAAGGAACUUAUCAAGGCGUCAAGCUCAUUGAUGAACUCUCCAAGGGAACCUGGAGGGCGAUAAAUGAUAAGGAUGUUAAGCUUGAAUGGGCUAGUGACUGUGACAGCAUGGAAUUCAAAUGAGGAGAAAGACAGAUGGGUCAGGGGGAAAAGAGAGAAUGUCCACUUGGGAGAGAUGAGGAUUCCUGUGCCACCGCCGCGCUAACCAGAUGCUCUCUGGGUAUGCGAGAACACAUGAUCAGACGAGGAAAGAGCAGUAGGAGUAGCAGUGUUUUCUGUGGUAAUCCAUGUUUCCGUUAGUGCCAAGAAGUCGAGGGACUGGAGGGUAGCACAGGCUGAGAUGAAUUCUGCCUUGUUGGCCGCAGAACGGCAGUUCCAGAGGCUGCCGGAGACCUGGAACUCCAUGUGGGUUGUGCGCGCAGGGACCCCCUUCCCCGAUCAAUCAAUCAAUCAAUCAAUCAGUCAACCUAGUCAAUACCUGUGGAAUCUAGUCCUUGUAGCUACUCACUGACUGUUGUAUCGUCAACCUGUUGAUGGCACAGUGAGCGUCACAUGAGUUGUAUUGGCUAAUAUCGGGUGUGUCAUCACUGCUGCCAUAAAAAUGACCUGACUUUCACAUGUUGCUGCUGCUGUUGUUGUUUUGGGGGAGGGUAGUUGCCAUGACCUCACCACAGGUCAAUCGUUCCCAGUGCUCGAUUGUUUCUCUGCCCUUCAUUACGAGGUUAAUUCAGUCUUCUCUGGACACAUGGCUUGCGUCCCAAAUGGCACCCUAUUCCUUACAUAGUGCACUACUUCCUAGGCUCUGGUCAGAAUUUGUGCACUAGGUAAUAGGGUGCCAUUUGGGAUGCAUACAGUGAGGGAAAAAAGUAUUUGAUCCCCUGCUGAUUUUGUACGUUUGCCCACUGACAAAGACAUGAUCAGUCUAUAAUUUUAAUGGUAGGUUUAUUUGAACAGUGAGAGACAGAAAAACGCAUGUCAAAAAUGUUAUAAAAUGAUUUGCAUUUUAAUGAGGGAAGUAAGUAUUUGACCCCUCUGCAAAACAUUACUUAGUAAUUGGUGGCAAAACCCUUGUUGGCAAUCACAGAGGUCAGACGUUUCUUGUAGUUGGCCACCAGGUUUGCACACAUCUCAGGAGGGAUUUUGUUCCACUCCUCUUUGCAGAUCUUCUCCAAGUCAUUAAGGUUUUGAGGCUGACGUUUGGCAACUCGAACCUUCAGCUCCCUCCACGGAUUUUCUAUGGGAUUAAGGUCUGGAGACUGGCUAGGCCACUCAAGGACCUUAAUGUGCUUCUUCUUGAGCCACUCCUUUGUUGCCUUGGCCGUGUGUUUUGGGUCAUUGUCAUGCUGGAAUACCCAUCCACGACCCAUUUUCAAGGCCCUGGCUGAGGGAAGGAGGUUCUCACCCAAGAUUUGACGGUACAUGGCCCCGUCCAUCGUCCCUUUGAUGCAGUGAAGUUGUCCUGUCCCCUUAGCAGAAAAACAACCCCAAAGCAUAAUGUUUCCACCUCCAUGUUUGACGGUGGGGAUGGUGUUCUUGGGGUCAUAGGCAACAUUCCUCCUCCUCCUCCAAACACGGCGAGUUGAGUUGAUGCCAAAGAGCUCGAUUUUGGUCUCAUCUUACCACAACACUUUCACCCAGUUCUCCUCUGAAUCAUUCAGAUGUUCAUUGGCAAACUUCAGACGGCCCUGUAUAUGUGCUUUCUUGAGCAGGGGGACCUUGUGGGCGCUGCAGGAUUUCAGUCCUUCACGGCGUAGUGUGUUACCAAUUGUUUUCUUGGUGACUAUGGUCCCAGCUGCCUUGAGAUCAUUGACAAGAUCCUCCCGUGUAGUUCUGGGCUGAUUCCUCACCGUUCUCAUGAUCAUUGCAACUCCACGAGGUGAGAUCUUGCAUGGAGCCCCAGGCCGAGGGAGAUUGACAGUUCUUUUGUGUUUCUUCCAUUUGCGAAUAAUCGCACCAACUGUUGUCACCUCACCAAGCUGCUUGGCGAUGGUCUUGUAGCCCAUUCCAGCCUUGUGUAGGUCUACAAUCUUGUCCCUGACAUCCUUGGAGAGCUCUUUGGUCUUGGCCAUGGUGGAGAGUUUGGAAUCUGAUUGAUUGAUUGCUUCUGUGGACAGGUGUCUUUUAUACUUUUAUCCCUUUAAGAGUGUGCUCCUAAUCUCAGCUCGUUACCUGUAUAAAAGACACCUGGGAGCCAGAAAUCUUUCUGAUUGAGAGGGGGUCAAAUACUUAUUUCCCUCAUUAAAAUGCAAAUCAAUUUAUACCAUUUUUGACAUGCGUUUUUCUGGAUUUUGUUGUUGUUAUUCUGUCUCUCACUGUUCAAAUAAACCUACCAUUAAAAUUAUAUACUGAUCAUGUCUUUGUCAGUGGGCAAACGUACAAAAUCAGCAGGGGAUCAAAUACUUUUUUCCCUCACUGUACAUGACCUAGACAGUUGAGGCCAAGGAAAAUCAAUUGCACAAUUGAAACACAGCUACAAACAAACACUACCCAAUGCUACUCGACCGCACCACGGGUCAAUUCUACACGACCUCACCACAGGUCAAUGCUACUCAAUCUCACCACGGGUCAAUUCUACACGACCUCACCACGGGUCAAUUCUACACGACCUCACCACAGGUCAAUUCUACACGACCUCACCACAGGUCAAUUCUACACGACCUCACCACAGGUCAAUCGUCCCCAGUAAGUGCUUGAUUGUUUCUCUGCCAUUCAUUAUGAGGUUAAUUCAGUCCUCUCUGGACACAGUCGGCAUCCCAAAUGGCACCCUAGUAGUGUACUAGGGAAUAAGGUGCCAUUUGGGACGCAUCCAUGACCUCUACACUUGAGGUCAAAGGAAAAUCAGUUAACUCCUCUUCCACUAAGUGCACAUUGAAACACAGCUAGAAACAGACACUACCCAGAUCUACUAGUAAUAUUCUGUUUCUGUAUUUCUGUUUGUUCUUCAGGGGCCACCCCGUCCUGAUCCAAGGAGAGACCUCGGUGGGAAAGACCAGCCUGAUCAGGUGGAUAGCGGCGGCUACGGGGAACCAGUGUGUCAGGAUCAACAACCACGAGCACACAGACAUCCAGGAGUACAUCGGCUGCUACUCCUCUGACGGCAAGGGCAAGCUGGUCUUCAAAGAGGGUACGACCAGUUCUACACUGUAGCCCUGCAUUCAGUAUCUCACACAGACGGUUCUGUUCAUGAUCACGGUGUAAUGUCUUUGUUUUGUUUGUGUGCUUCUGCGUGUGUCUCUCUCGCUGUGUGUCUCUGUAUGCUUCCCCUGUAGGCGUUCUGAUUGACUCCAUGAGGAAAGGCUACUGGAUUAUUCUGGAUGAGUUGAACUUGGCCCCUACUGACGUCCUGGAGGCCCUCAACAGACUGCUGGACGACAACAGGGAGCUGUUUGUCGCAGAGACACAGGAAGUGAUCAAAGCCCACCCCCGAUUCAUGCUGUUCGCUACCCAGAAUCCUCCUGGUCUCUACGGAGGCAGAAAGGUACGUGUCACUCGGGCCGUAGUGGGUUAUUGGGAUUGUAGUUUGGUUAUUUCACAACCAUAAAUAGUGCAAGACAAGCAAGCGCACACAUUUUCUUAAGGAAAUGUCAUUGAGGACGAUGUGAUCUGUUCCUUCAGGCACUCAAAUUGGGAUGGUGAUGAAAGUGUAGUUUGAUAGACCAGGUCUCAUCGAGUGCAAUAUAAUUUCUCUCCACUCAGGUGCUGUCCAGGGCCUUCAGGAAUCGUUUUGUGGAGCUUCACUUUGAUGAGUUGCCUAGUGAUGAGCUAGAGACCAUCCUCCACCAGAGAUGUAGUCUCCCUCCAUCCUACUGCUCCAAGCUGGUCAAGGUCAUGCAGGAUCUCCAGGUGACGGUCUCGUAUUUCACCUCCUUUCAUAUGCUAACUCAUUGCCUUUGGCAGUAAGAUAAUGUUGUGUUAUAAUUGUAUAACUCAGUGUGUGUGUGUGUAGUCUCUUCGCAGGGGAUCUACAGUGUUUGCUGGGAAACAUGGGUUCAUCACCCUGAGAGAUCUCUUCCGCUGGGCCGACCGCUAUCGGCUGGAGGAGCAGACAGAUGCCUCCCGCGAUUGGCUGCAGCAUUUGGCUGAUGACGGUGAGCCCCAAUAGGAUCACAGCAGCACUUUCAUCCCAUCUUACACGGCAAAAACACAUCUGUUUUUGUCUAUUGCUUUCUCUAUCUGUGGUUUUUCAGUGUGAUGAUGUGUGAAAUCAUGUUCCACUUCAUGCAUGGUGAUGUCUUUUCACCUAAGUAUUAAGGAUUGUUGAAGUGUGUGUGUGUGUGUGUGUGUGUGUCUCUCUCUCAGGGUUCAUGCUGCUGGCUGGGCGGGUCAGGAAGCCAGAAGAGGCCGCCACUAUCCAGUCCAUCCUGGAGAAACACUUCAAGAGGACGGUGAACUCUGACACCCUGUUCUCUGAGCAGCAACUCACCACACAGUUUAGUGAGUAGAGCCAAACCUGUUUCACUCACACACACACCAACAUGCUCUUUUGCCAACCAACCCAACUGUGUGCAUGACCCUGUGUGCAUGACCCUGCUCAUUCACAAUCAAUUCAUAUUGGAGGAGUGUGUCAACAACACAAGAAUGUGCUCAAUUACUGUGACUGCAACUAUUCUGUCGAAGUGCAGAAUGUGGUAUGGAGAAUGUUCAUUAUGAAUAUGGUGUCUUAUAAGGGCAUCUAGGGAAUGAGAGAAACCUCAUAACUCUUGGCUGCGCAUACAUAAUAUGUACUUUAGAUGUUGAGACAAUGUACAGCAUAUCACUAUUCCCCAUUAUUUGUGGUCAAUGGAGUGUGAACAUGAAUAUUGAGUGUGAAGUGGAUGAAUUGUCCGUCAUGUGGUUUUGUCCUGGAAUGACACUACCUCCCUUUGCAUAACAUACUAAUCUGCUAAUGAUUUUGCUAAAGUUUAGUAGGCCAUUUCUAUUGGCCGGUGUGUCAGAAGAGUUCAUCUGGUUUGUUGUGAAUGGCAGGUCCGUUCGUGGACAGCAUCGCGGGCGUGCCUGAGGAGUUCCGUCACGUGGUGUGGACGCGGGGGAUGAGGAGACUGGCCGUGCUGGUGGGACGGGCCCUGCGUUUCGGGGAGUCUGUUCUGUUGGUGGGAGACACUGGGUAGGAUUCAUCCUGAGUUCCUGAUUGUGGAAAUCUGUCCAAUUGUCAAUUAAAUCUGUAAAGCGAGCAGAAGGUGAAGUGAAUGGGUUAAUAAGUACUACAGAAAGACAAAGGUCUCCUAACUGUGUCCACUUCUCCUGAGGAGGGGGGGGGGGGCUCAGUCCGUCUUUCGCACAAGGUGCGAUUUCGAAAUUGGGUAGUGCAUCAGUUUUCCUCGUCAUCAGUCAUUGCAUACCUUAGAGAGCUAUUUAGCUAUAACUUGUCAGAAAUGUCUAGAUCAACUAGCCCAUGUUGGUUAACAUUUUUUAGCUAGGUUUUUUAGCCCAUAGAUUUUGUAGAUCUUCGAGUCACUCAAAUAUCACAUGAAUACACAUUAGACAUGGCAAUAUGUAUAGAAUUGCAAGAAAAUGAGCUUUAAAACUGCUAAAUUGUCUGCACCCCAUGAGAAAAUGUGUAGAAUUGCAGGAAAUGAGCUUUAAACCUGCAAAAUGUUCUCUCCGCCAACGAGGGGUGUGAACAGUUUGUCAUGGACAGUGCUUGUGCCCAUGGAAAUAGACCUGUGCACGCAGUGAGGCAUGGGAGGUUCCCCAAUGCUGGAAGGGGGGGACUGAGUGAAAAAGCUUGGGAACCCCUGCAGUAACGUACUAGCCUAAACCUCCAAAAAGGAUCAGUUAGAACAUAAGUUCUCCUCCCCCCCAGGUGUGGGAAGACCACCAUCUGCCAGCUGUUUGCUGCACUGGCCGGACAUAAGUUCUUCUCCCUCAACUGUCACCUGCACAUGGAGACGUCUGACUUCCUGGGCGGCCUGCGUCCUGUCAGACAUACUGGGACACACCAGGUAGAUACCACACCGUUAAUGGUCGCAAUUUAAAUUAACUGUAACUUAUGAAGCCUUCAUAAACCCUUUAUAAGGCAUUAAGGUCCUUCAAAAUGUUAUAACUCACAGUAAUUAAGUAAAAAAAAAUAGGUUAAAGUAAAAUGCUAUAUUAGUACAUGAUACAGAUAAUGCAACAUAUAGCCAGUCCCACUGACCCCCCCUGUUGUUGCGUGUUGGUACAGGCAGAUGCUGAGGACGGCAGGUUGUUUGAGUGGCACGACGGGCCCCUGGUCCUGGCCAUGAGAGAGGGAGGGGUGUUCCUCAUGGACGAGAUCUCCCUGGCUGACGACUCUGUGCUAGAGAGACUCAACAGGUAAACACACACACACUGAUAUCCGCACUAGCGUACUAUUUAGAAUCCCUGCCAAAUACAUCACUUCAUUCUGAAUGGUAUACUAGUGUGGAUAUGGGAAUAGAGCUGCUUUCUCACAAUAGUGAGCGUAUAGCGCUUCAUUAGAUAUCGUUGACCUCUAACCUCUGACCAUGCUCUCUGAUUGGUUCAGUGUCCUAGAGACGGAGAAGUCUCUGGUGUUGGCAGAGAAAGGAAGUGGAGAUGACGACGACGUGGAGCUGAUCACAGCAGGGCAGAACUUCCGCCUGGUUGCCACCAUGAACCCUGGAGGAGACUUCGGCAAGAAAGAGGUAAACCAUUACAACAGAUUAACUAGCAGGGCGAGUUUCCUGGAUGAAUCCUAGGAGUCUAAACCAGCCCCUAAAAUUCCAUCCUAUUCUAUUUCAGCCUCUGGAGGGACCUACGGGGCCACAACCACUUCUGUUUAUGUAGAUGAUCAGUCCAACUUGUUAACAUUUCUCUGUGUGUGUGUCCAGCUCUCUCCUGCGCUGAGGAACAGGUUCACAGAGAUCUGGUGCCCUCAGAGUAACAGCCGCAGUGACCUGGUGCAGAUCAUCCAGCACAACCUGAGGACCAGCCUCUCAUUGGACGACAACGACCACCAAGGUACUCCUCUCCUCCACACACCACAGACAGAAUACAUCUCCUCAUCUAGGAGUAGCAUUUGAUAGGCUAGAAUAGUCUCCCUAACUCUACUUAUCUCAUUUGAGUUUAAAUCUCUUCAGUUUUUGUUGUUCUUAAUCUCAAAUGUGUUCAUAGGUACACAUACAGUAUCCCACUGUAUUAUUAAGUUCAUCCAUGUCUAUUUAACUUCCUUGUCUUGGCCAUCUCUCACUAAGACCUUUGACCCCCAACCCAGGAGGAGACAUCGCUGAGCUCAUGCUGGACUUCAUUGACUGGCUGACCAACCAGGACUUUGGGCGGCGCUGCGUUGUCAGCGUGAGGGACAUCCUGUCCUGGGUCAACUUCCUCAACCUGGUGUGUGAGCGUGACGCCGACGGCUUCAUGACCAUGGGGGACGAGGGCGAGGAGGAGGCUGAGUGGGACCUCCGGCUUGACACGGUCACUGCCUUCAUCCACGCCGCCUGCCUAGUCUAUGUGGACGGCAUCGGCUCAGGUCAGACACCAGGACACAUGCACUAGGUCACAGUACACUGCAUGUUGUUGUUGUUGUUGAUAGUGAUGUGGAAAUACACAGCAAAUGUUCUGGUGCUUUCGUAAGGACACAAAACUCGUAAGUUGUGCUUAUGUUAGAAUACAGAGCAUGUGUAAGAUGCUGUAUGAUGCUUAGUAGGCCUCAGUGCUACAAUCACAUGAUCUCACGUCUUUCUCUCCUUCUUGGGAUGUCACAGGGACAACAGUGUCUGCUGCGGAGAACGCCCUGGUGGCGCGCAGGGCCUGUCUGAGCUUCCUGCAUACCAAGCUGGGUGGGAUCACCAAGCUGGACCAGGAGAUGCUAGACGCCCUGAGGGUCUACGACACCAGCCUGCUCAGGGAGCCCCAGUGGGGGGACGACUUUUUUGGCAUCGACCCCUUCUACAUCUCCUCAGGUGGGGAUACUUUGAUCCUAGAUUAGAGCAUGAAGCGUCCCUAAUGGGCGUUGGGCCCUGGUCAAAAAUAGUGCACUAUAUAGGGAAUAGGGUGCCAUUUAGGACACAACCCUAGACUAGAGCAUGUCGUUUAUAAUGGAUCUGUUUUUGUAAAAAUGGUCUUCUGCCAGGCCCGGAGAGUGAGAGCAGGAGCCUGACUGACUAUGCCAUAGCAGCAGGCACCACAGCGGUCAACGCCCAGAGGCUCCUGAGGGCCCUGAAGCUGCAGAGACCCGUGCUGCUGGAGGGCUCACCUGGCGUGGGCAAGACCAGCCUGGUGGCCGCCCUGGCAAAGGCUUCUGGGAACCACCUCGUCAGGAUCAACCUCUCGGAGCAGACUGUAAGAAACUGUUCAAACUUUCACGGGCCUCUUGUGUUAAUACAGAAGGCUUUUACUAUGAUAAUGAACAUUUUUAAAUGUUAUUGUCUGGAUUACUAUUUAUUUACAUGUGUACACCACAGGAGGUUGGUGGCACCUUAAUUGGGGAGGACAGGCUCGUGGUAAUGGCUGGAGCGGAAUUGGUGGAAUGGUAUCAAAUACAUCAAACACAUGGUUUGUUGCCGUUCCAUUUGCUCCGUUCCAGCCAUUGUUAUGAGCCGUCCUCCCCUCAGCAACCUCCACUGGUCUAUGCUAUGUUGUAUUGUUACGUAAUGUCUGAACUUUAAACUAUACUGAACAAAAAUAUAAAUGCAACAUGUAGUGUUGGUCCCAUGUUUCAUGAGCUGAAAUAAAAGAUCCCAGAAAAUAUUCCAUACGAACAAAAAGCUAAUUUCUCUCAGAUUUUGUGCACACAUUAGUUUACAUCCCUGUAGUGAGCAUUUCUCCUUUGCCAAGAUAAUCCAUCCACCUGACAGGUGUGGCAUAUCAAGAAGCUGAUUAAACAGCAUGAUUAUUACACAGGUGCACCUUGUGCUGGCGACAAUAAAAGGCCACUCUAAAAUGUGCAGUUUUGUCACACAACACAAUGCCACAGAUGUCUCAAGUUUUGAGGGAUCAUGCAAUUGGCAUGCUGACUGCAGGAAUGUCCAUCAGAGCUGUUGCCAGAUAAUUUAAUGUUAAUUUCUCUACCAGAAGCUGCCUCCAACGUCGUUUUAGAUCAUUUGGCAGGGUGUCUAACUGGCCUCACAACCGCAGACCACGUGAAUGGCGUCGUGUGGGCGAGCGGUUUGCUGAUAUGAACGUUGUGAACAGAGUGCCCCAUGGUGGGGGUGGGGUUAUGGUAUGGGCAGGCAUAAGCUAUGGACAACGAACACAAUUGCAUUUUAUCGAUGGCAAUUUGAAUGCACAGAGAUACUGUGACGAGAUCCGGAGACCAUUGUCGUGCCAUUCAUCUGCCGCCAUCACCUCAUGUUUCAGCAUGAUAAUGCAUGGCCCCAUGUCGCAAGGAUCUGUACACAAUUCCUGGAAGCUGAAAAUGUACCAGUUCUUCCAUGGCCUGCAUACUCACCAGACAUGUCACCCAUUGAGCGCGUUUGGGAUGCUCUGGAUCGAUGUGUACAACUGCAUGUUCCAGUUCCCGCCAAUAUCCAGCAACUACGCACAGUCAUUGAAGACGAGUGGGAAAACAUUCCAAAAGCCACAAUCAACAGCCUGAUCAACUCUAUGCGAAGGAGAUGUGUCGCGCUGCGUGAGGCAAAUGGUGGUCACACCAGAUACUGACUGGUUAUCUGAUCCACAACCCUACUUUAAAAAAAAGAAAGUAUCUGUGAACAAAGGAUUCAUAUCUGUAUUCCCAGUCAUGUGAAAUCCAUAGAUAUUAGGGCCUAAUUUAUUUAUUUCAACUGACUGUAACUCAGUAAAAUCUUUGAAAUUGUUGCGUUUAUAUUUUUGUUCAGUAUAGAUUUUAUAAGUACAUGUUAUUUUCAUAUUGUACUAUUAUUGCUUUAAAUGCAUAAAAUUGUGAAAUGAAACGCACCAUAAAGGAGUAAUUAGAAACACCAGUGGUGGCACUCUAAACCAAUGUAUGAUGUAAUUUCCUUUCCUGACAGGAUGUGACAGACCUGUUUGGGACCGACCUGCCUGUGGAAGGAGGGAAAGGGGGAGAGUUUGCAUGGCGCGAUGGCCCUCUCCUGGCUGGACUGAAGGCUGGGCACUGGAUUGUCCUGGAUGAGGUAUGGACUCACCAGUUAAUAGACAUGUCAACUUGAGAGGGAAUUUACGUUGUUUUAGGUUACAUCAAUUCUUGAGUGGGACCCCAGAAUAGAAUAAAGCUAUAGGAGAAAGUAAAAUGUUGAUUUUGUAUGACACAAUUCUUGGAUAAUGACACACGUCUAUUUUUCUCUACUCCUGUGUAGUUGAACCUGGCCUCUCAGUCCGUGCUGGAGGGGUUAAACGCCUGCUUUGACCACCGUGCUGAGAUCUACAUCCCAGAGCUGGGCAUGAGCUUCCAGGUGCAACACGAGAAGACAAAGAUCUUUGGCUGCCAGAACCCCUUCACUCAAGGAGGGGGGCGCAAGGGCCUGCCCAAAUCCUUCCUCAACAGAUUCACUCAGGUAAGCAAUAAAGAGCUAGCCAAGUAUUUUAGAUAUAUUAUGUAUUGAUAUGUUGAAUAAAUAGUAUGGUUGAAUAUGUAUUUUAGUCUUUUUGUGAAAUUGUAUUGUAAUUUCGACUGUUUUCUCAGGUGUUUGUGGAUCAGCUGACCAGUGAGGACAUGGAAUUCAUAGGAGACUCCAUCUUCCCGAACAUUGACAAUCAGAUCAUCUCUAAAAUGGUGCAGUUCAACAAUCGGGUAGGUAGAGGAGUCCUUUUACAGUGGCUCCCAGGUGAUCUCUUUCAGAGCAACCAGUUGUAAAAAGACUUGAUAGGUUUUCUUGCUCUAUGACCAUUGACUAUUGGAAAGAUUACAUAUGUGUCCAAAUUUGACCCCGCUGUUCCAGCCAAGGACAAUGGCCACCAGCCUGUAUAGAAGCAGCCGAUGUUCAUCACAUUUAUCGCCAUUAGUGCAUGGCAAAGUGACCAGAAACACUGUGGGGGGGGGGUCACCGCAGUCACUCUGGUUUAUUUUGGGGACUUUUAGGUGUUAGAACCCCCCAAUUUCAGUGUUGGCCAUCAUAUUUAGUCACCUAGUCCUUUUUUGCCUGUCUUAAGCACCAUUUUGCCGAGCCACAAACAUUGCUUACCACUGUUCCCCUAAAAAAAGACUGUGAAAAGAACAAUUCAUAAAGUUGUAUUCUAUUCGAUUUUGUCAGCUGGUCCUUGAUGUAUCUGUGGAGAGGAAGUGGGGUCAGAGAGGAGGCCCCAUGGGAGUUCAACCUGCGCGACAUGUUCCGCUGGUGUCAGCUGAUGCAAACUGACCAAUCACCAGGGUUCUUCAACCCGGGUCAGCAUGUGGGGUUGGUGUACGCUGACAGGAUGAGGACCGAGGCAGACAAGGCCCAGGUAUGUAGACUACAACUCCUGGACAUAUGUACUACCUUUACUCGGUGGGUUUGUGUUCGAACUUCCUGUUUAUCUCAUGACGUGUUUUGUCUUCAGGUGCUAUCUGUGUUCAGGAAGGUGUUUGGGGAGGACUUUGAGCCUUACACCGGAUCAAGACAAUUCCACAUCACUCCACUCAAUCUGCAGGUCAGUCAUGUUGCGAACUCCAUCCAAUUUUAGGUUGAAAGAUAUUAUCAAGUAAUGUUUUAAAUGAAUCAUAUGUACCUGCUGUACAUGGUGUCAUUCAGAGCUAGCCCUACUCCUCUCUCCCUGUCAUCCAGGUGGGCUUCUCUGUCCUCCAGCGUAGCGGUGGAGCCCCCGUGGCCCUGGACCCCCCUCUGUCUAUCACCCACCAGGCACUGCGGCCCCUGGAGUCCCUGAUGAAGUGUGUGGAGAUGGGCUGGAUGGCGGUGCUGGUGGGCCCCACGGCCAGCGGGAAGACCAGCCUGGUGCGCCUCCUGGCCCUGCUCACCGGACACCGCCUCCGGGUCAUGGCCAUGAACAGCGCCAUGGACACCACCGAGCUGCUGGGAGGGUUCGAACAGGUAACCAGUCCAUUCUAGUGACCAAGCUGGGAACUAAAUAUAGUAAUCAAAUCAAAUCAAAUUGUAUUGGUCACAUGCGCCGAAUACAACAGGUGCAGACAUUACAGGGAAAUGCUUACUUACAGCCCUUAACCAACAGUGCAUUUAUUUUUAACAAAAAAAGUAAAAAUAAAACAACAACAAAAAAAGUGUUGAGAAAAAAAAGAGCAGAAGUAAAAUAAAAUAACAGUAGGGAGGCUAUAUAUACAGGGGGGUACUGGUGCAGAGUCAAUCAGCGGGGGCACCGGCUAGUUGAGGUAGUUGAAGUAAUAUGUACAUGUGGGUAGAGUUAAAGUGACUAUGCAUAAAUAAUUAACAGAGUAGCAGCAGCGUAAAAAGGAUGGGGUGGGGGGGCAGUGCAAAUAGUCCGGGUAGCCAUGAUUAGCUGUUCAGGAGUCAUAUGGCUUGGGGGUAGAAGCUGUUGAGAAGUCUUUUGGACCUAAACUUGGCACUCCGGUACCGCUUGCCGUGCGGUAGCAGAGAGAACAGUCUAUGACUAGGGUGGCUGGAGUCUUUGACAAUUUUGAGGGCCUUCCUCUGACACCGCCUGGUAUAGAGGUCCUGGAUUACAAGCUGGUUUGGUCUGUUUUCCAGGUGGACAUUGUGCGGCCAUGGCAGCAGGUACUGGAGAACGUGGACUACAUCGUUGCCAUGGUAACGCGACGAGGCCUGAUGUCAUUGGACGGGGCAGGGGUCCAGGACACAGAGUUCCUGCUGAAGACCUGGAGCCUGUUCUGUCGCUGGCUGAAGGAGGAGGGCCUGGAGAGAACUGGGGGGACGGUGACCUCCGAAGCCCUCAACAAACUGGAGGUCAUCAUCCUCCUGCUGCAGAAGCUCAACACCAAACUCAAGGUGUUCACAGGUAAUGUCAGGAACAGGCAGCAACCUGAGGGUGUAGCUCUCUCUGGAACAGACUAACACUUGAAUCAUAGUGAUGGUGUAUGAGUAGGUGAUUUAUGGAAUGUUUGAAGUUAAGUUUUUGGUGCUAAUGGGUCAUUCUACACAGGCGCUGUGAGCAAACUAACCAUUAUAUUUUGCUCACAGCGUGUGUCAUUGCGAGAGGAAAAUGUUUCCCUAUAUCUUCAUGUGAUAAAAUGUGAAUGAAUAGUAUAAACCCCAUGUAUUGUGUCCCUCACCAACCCUUCCUCCAGACAUGUCCAAGCUGCAGAUGGACUUCACCCUGCUGAAGGAGCGUCUGGCCCAGCUGCAGGAUGGCUGGAGUAACGGAGGCUUUGAGUGGCUGGACGGCAUGCUGGUCCAGGCCCUGCAGGCUGGGGAUUGGCUGCUCAUGGACAAUGUCAACUUCUGCAGGUGAGGAAAGCAGCCAAUAGCAGGACCUGCAUCUUAAAUGAUCACAAUAUAGCUAAUUAUACCAUGUCACUAAAGAUAGAUGUGGACCUUGUGUAAGGCUGGAUGGCACCAGAGUGUGUUGCAGAUGGUAAAUGUAUGGUUAAUGGGUGUUGUGUUUCUGUUUGUGUUAAGCCCCUCUGUGUUGGAUCGUCUGAAUGCCCUGCUGGAGCCCGGUGGGUGUCUGACCAUCAACGAACGUGGGGUCAUCGACGGAACCACCCCAUCCAUCACCCCACACCCCAACUUCAGGUACAAUACAAAGGGUUACACACACACACCAACUCUAUUUCGACAGCCCAGUCUCAACUCAUCAUCUCACCUGUCUCUAGGUUGUUCCUGACCAUGGACCCAGUUCAUGGAGAGAUCUCCAGAGCCAUGCGGAACCGUGGGGUGGAGAUCUACAUCCCAGGGGAACACGAGGGGGUCUGUUGGGACACUCUGGACCUGAAGACUGUUCUCCACACCGCUGGGGUGACUGGAGACUGUGUGUGUGACCUGCUGAUUGAAAUACACACUGACAUCAAAGCUACCAUCUGGGGUGAGCGCUGAGGGAAAUCUCUCCAAAAGACAUAGGAUUUCAGUUGGACAUUAGCUGUGGUUUGCAUGUCCCUUGUUUCUUCAGAUAAAACAGAGGUAUCCAUAGAAUGACUCCUCCAGAAUGAAUCUCUUAUCUCGUCCUUUCUCUCUGUCCAUCCAGAUUCCCCUGCAUCAUGUGUCUCCUCCCUGCUCCACGCUGCAGCCCUGCUGUCCUGCCAGCUGCAGAGAGGGGUGGACCUGCCCAGUGCCCUGCAGCACGCCUGUGGGGAGGCCUACUCCCUCUGCCAGCGCACCACCGCCAUCCAACGGGUACCAACCAACACCACCUUGUCUAUUAUAGAACGUCCUCUAUAACUCCCACUGCUAUAACCUCAACCAGCCUGAUGUAAUAUACCCUGCCCACCAGCCUAUAUCUAUACAGUGAUAUCUCACAGUCCAAGACCGUAGUUAUGUUCAUAUUAUAUUAUGUUCAUAGUAGAUUCAUUUAAGUCAAUAAUAAAGAAUGGAGUUUUACAUGUGGUUCCAGCAAGCCCAGGAGGUGAUUGAGCGCCACCUGUCCAUCCUGGACACAGAGGACUGGGGCAGCGGACUGCUGUGUGCGGGGGUGUGGCCCGACGGCUUCCCCUCAGCCCUGCUCUCCACCGAAGACUCCUGCUUCUCCUCGGUCCUCCGCGACGGACAGGUCCUCUCCUUCUGCCUCAACACCCUCAGCAUGCAGGGCAAGAGGUGAGACUCAUAGAUCACAGAUUGGGCAUGGGAGUUUUUCCUGAUCAUGUGACCAGACCUGGGAAAAACGGGUUAUAACUAGGACCCAGAGUUGUACCCGGUCUUAUUGUAGCUAUAAUGUUAACGUUUAGCUUAACUUGUGUCUGUGUGUGUGACCAGGAGCCGUCCCCUGAGCCUGAGUGACCUCCAGAGGGCACUGCAGAGCGGGGCAGCGCUGCACGAGGGCCUGGUGUUCUCCGGUGGUGUCGUGGACCUGGAGGAGGACGGUGACACCCUGCGCUUGCUGCCCACCGCUGUCAGGCUGCUCACCGAGAGGGCCUCGCACUCUGACUGGAUGCUCCGCACCGCCUGGCUCUCCAGCCUAGCCAAGAGCUACAAACACGCCCCUGGUACGGAGCUCACUCACUGCCCUUCCUUUGGCGUUUUAUCCUUUUUGGAACUUUGUUGCUCCCUACCAGGGCCAUGUAUUUGGUGUAUGUUACUGUUUAUGUCAAGGGACUGCUCUGUGGUCAGUGGAGCUUUGUUGCUGUCUGUGUAUGUGGUGCGUGUUUCUCUUAAGGACUGCUCUGAGAUCCGUUUGUUGUUACAGAGGUGGCGCUGGUGCAGCUGGAGGCAGGGAACAGAGCUCUGAAGGCCAUGUUCAGCAGCAAGCUGACUGUGAAGGGAAAGUGCCUCACUGAGCUGCUGCAACCACACAGCACAGGUAGGCUAAACUAACCACUGUCACUAAACUAUUUUCCAACACCCUCUCCAGCUCAUUUACAAAGAUAUAUCAUAUCAUAACUCAAACAAUCACUUUUCACAAGUUUAAAAAUGGACAUUAAUGUUAAUGUCUGUGUUAGAUGACUACAGGAUUCUGGUGGACAUGCGUUGGAACAAGCAGUACCUGGACAUUCUGGCCAACACGUGUAACUUUGAGGACGAGGAGAGGUACAUGGAGUUCAUGGAGGCUCUCAAUGCAGUGGCCAACAGGUAUGUGUCUGUUUGUGUCCCAUAUGGCACCCUAUUCCCUAUAUAGUGCACUUCUUUUGACCUGGGCCUAUAGGGUUCAGGUCAAAAGUAGUGCCCACAAUAGGGAACCAUUUGGGAUAUAGCCUCUGUCUGAUAGUCUGGCUGUUUAGUAACUGGGGUUACAUGGUGGCUGUGGUUGUCGAGUAAGCUGGGUGUGAUGUGUGUCUUUACAGGAUCAUACUGUUGAUGGACAGAGAGGAGAGGGCUGCGGUGGGGAGCUGUGCUAUCAAGACAUCCGCACACAACAGUUCUUUGAGGCUGGCCACUGCUUUCUCCAAAGGUACAUACUGUUGCAGUGCUGCAUCCGUACAGCUCGACUUGGUGACUGUGCAGUACACCACGUUUAACAAAACCCAGUGCAAGUCCUUGCUGAAAUAUAAAGGUUAAUGCUGUUAUAAUGUUGCCGUAUGUUUUUUUGACCAUUAAAGGGACGGUGGACAUUGGUCAUCUGCCCCACCCAGUGCUGAUGCACCUGCGCUCCUUCUUUGACCUGUGGGACACCUUCACACUGCAGGCUGUGCAGACUGGCCAGCCCUACAUAUCUGACCACCUCAUGUUCGAGGUUUGUCUACUUGACUGUCAUAAUACCGUAGGAGUCAUUGUAAUUCCAUUUUAGUUUAGGUCUCUCAUUCAGUAACCGUCAUCAACCUGGGCUUAAAUUCUGUUUGUGUGUGUGUCCACCACAGAAUGAAAUAGAACAAUAGUAAUAAAUAUUAUCUAUGAUCACAGAUCCUGCAGCUGCUGCAGUGGAGAGACCGGUUCUGGCAGGUGUGUAACUCUCUGCCUGCCGACUCCCAGGGAGUGUCGGUCCUCUCGCUACACUGGCAGUGGGUGCAGAAACACCUCAUCCUCCGGCUGCCACAGCUACUACUGGGAGAUGGCACCCAUGAGUGAGUAACACCUUCCUUUUUACCCAGGAAGAAGUAUUACAAUCUUCCAAUAGACCUUCUGGACAGUAGAAUCAAUGAAAUUGACUUGACUUUAUUGUAAAAGUGGUUUUGGUUGCGUCCCAAAUGGCACCCAAUUCCCUACAUAGAGUCCUAUGGGCCCUGGUCUAAAGUAGUGCACUAUAUAAGGAAAAUAGUUCAAUUUGGGACACAGACUUUGUGUUUUCUACCCGGAAAUGUAAUGAUAGCAACCCUGUGUUAUUGUACUGUUCCAGUGGUCAGCAGGAGCUCCAGACGGUGUCAGCUGCCAUCCAGACUGUCCUGUCCACCUCUGUCACCGUGGCUACCGCCCUGAAGGGCAUCCAGAAAAUAUUGGGGAAACCCCUUCCAUUCAAGGUAGAGAGAGAGAAAGAGACAGAGAGAGAGAGCAUUCAACACACUAUCAGAAACACCCACCUAUACUGUAAACUCUCCAAUCAGUUAUUGGCAUAACGUAGCCUUGAUUUCCAGGCUUCCUCAUGUUUAAGACUUGAGAGUAUAGUAAUACAAUACUAAUAUUAACCCGUCUGCCUCAUCGCUAUCUCCCAUAGCUGGAGUCUGUAGCCGAGUGUGCUUCCAGGCUGAGGGUCCUGAGCAGGGCCCUGGACGUGGGAGACCUGAGGCUGGACAACACGGCCUCCCUGUGGAGACAGGAGCUGGUCCGCCUGCAGGGAGCCGCUCUGGGCCUGGACACCAAGGAAAGACUGCUAGAAGCCUGGGGCCUGGUCCUGCUGGCCAACAACCAGCUAGAGCCCCAGAACUCAGGUAACCUGGUGCUACAUACUAAAGUGGUGUGUGUGUCUCUGUCGGUCUGUUUCGGUCAUCCCUCUCUAAUUAUUCAUUUUUCAAUUCUAUCCUGAUCCCAGGUGUCCUAGAGAGGCUAGUGUCGUGCGUGCAGCAGCAGCAGGGUCACAUGACCUCAUGCGGCCUACUGGAGGUGCGCUCCUCUAUGCAUGACGAGGGGGAGCAGGAAAACAGUGCCCCUCCCUGUAGGGAGGUGUUACAGCAGCUCAGCCGCAGGGCCCAGCUCUGGCCUCUCAUGGAGGAGCUGGCCGUACUCAACCAGCUCAGGCUCAGCACCGACCUGCUGCAGCUGGCUCUCACACAGGGGUAAGAGACGGCCACAGAGGGUCAAUGGAGGAAAUAUAUUCAUGAAGUAUGGAGGAUUAUCUUGCUUUAUUGAAUUAGAUUUUGAAUCUAGUGCUUCAAAUGUAUCAAAUUCAAAAUUGUCUAUCCAAUUUCCAUUAGACAGAAAAGUAUCUUUGGCACAUUAAAAACAUCACACAAAAGCACCAAUAAUUACAUACAAAAUAUUAACAACACAACAUGUUUGUAUGUUGUGUCAUGUAGUUGUAUGGAUAACUAACUACUGUGGUCUUUUCUCCACAGUGACAGGGAGUCCGAGGACAGCCUGCGUCGCGAGGUCUCCCAACACCUGCGCUUCUGUCUCCAGUCCACCCCCAUGAACGUCAGCCAGCUCCAGCCUCUCUGGUUCCUCCUCAGCAGUGACCGGGUCAGUGGUUCAACCAGUUUACCCUCAGUAUAAUUGAUUGAUUUGAUUAAUUGAUAGUUAUUGUCCUUCAAGAGGACGAUCCUGUAUCUGUGCCUCAAACAUAAAGCAGAAGAUCCAGUUUUGUGUCAUGUAGGCCAGGGGUUUUUGAACCAUGGCACACCUUGAUGGGCUAAAAGAUUCUGCAGCACACCUAAAAUGUCCCUAUUAAUUUAUUUAGUGGCAAUGACUUGCAUCUCAUAUAAAUAUUUAGGUAAAAUAGUUUUGAACAAUUAGGGCUAAAGACCGUGGUUUUCUGCAUUGUAAAGGAGCAACCACGGACACAAAGCCAUGCUACAUUUGUUUCUAUGGCAGAGGAUGUGGUACAGCUAAGAAUAAUCAGACUUUCCUGUGUUAAUGGUUCUCACAGGCGAAGUAAAAUUAUACAAAUGAAUUUGCUUGUGAUGCGCACCCCUUAAAUGAUACAAAUUUAACAACAACAGCCUGAGCGCACCGGACUUGAAACGAUACAGAUGUAACCAUGUGCCAUUCAAUGUAUUAUUAUUUUUUUACAUUUUAAGUAAUUUAGCAGACGCUCUUAUCCAGAGCGACUUACAGGAGGGUUAAGUGCCUUGCUCAAGGGCACAUCGACAGAUUUUUCACCUAGUCGGCUCGGGGAUUAGAACCAGCGACCUUUCGGUUACUGGCACAACGCUCUUAACCACUAAGCUACCUGCCGCCCCGGCAUUAUUAUCUGAGUGGACCUGGUGCUCCCAAGUCAAAAGUCCAUGUGCAUUCCACAGGUCAUGUUUAUAAGUGAGUGUUCCAAAAAAUAAUAAAAAUUAGGAAAUGUUUCGCGGCACACCUGAGAGUUCCUCAAGGCACCCCAGUGUGCUGCAGUGAUGUAGGCUGCAUUCACACAAGCAGCCCAAUUCUGAUAUUUUUUUCACUAAUUGGUCUUUUGACCAAUCAGAUCAGCUCCAAAAAAGAUCUGAUGUGAAAAGAUCGGAUGUGAUUGGUUAUAAGACCAAUUAGUGGAGAAAAUAUCAGAAUUGGGCUGCCUGUGUAAACGCAACUGUAUUGACUUGACUGUAGUGCCUGCAUUUCCCCUCCCAGCCUGCGGAGGAGCUGCAGUUUGUGUGGUGUGAUCUGCUAUCGGAGGCCCUGGCGGCCCUGUGGAGCAGCAGUGUGACCUCUGACCCCGAGCGCUGGCUGAAGUGGGACCCCCUGUGUUCCGAGAACCAGAUGACAUCAUUCAAGUCACCUCUGUCACCUGAAAACAUGGUAGGUUAGGUAGCUACCGUAACAUCUAGGCAAUGAGAGAGGCUCACAGCUUGCCAACAAGCUCAAUUUAUGUUGUCUAUGGAGAUAUGCAUCAGGAUUUUGGAUCAAUUCACAUCACUGAAAUGAAUUUCCUGCUAUUCCGUCAGUUAUUUAUUGAUUUGAAUUUAAGUGUUCCAACUAAGUCAUUCUAACUGAGGAGUUCACUCACUCUCCCUGUGUCACCUCCAGGGUCCUGGCAUGCUGAGCAAAGCAGUGUGGUCCAGGUGCAUGUUGGGGGUUCUUAGCAGCAGCGAGACGGGGGGUCGGUGGGACCCCACGGGGACAUCCCUCCUCUCCUCGUCCCGGGUCACCCUGGGGGAGUGGAGGGAGCGGACCCAACAGCUCCAAGACGUCACCGCCGUGCUGUGGGACAACAUGGCUAUCCCUGCCUUGGCUGAGUUCAGGUACGCUCACUGGAGAAUGAUUCAAUGGAGAUGUUACCUCAAGCUUACGGAGAGGAAUCACUAUACACAACAUACAGAACGCUGGCACUAUAAUUAGGGAAAUAGACCUUGCCCUACCUAUAUACAAUGACAGAAUGAUGCACAUAAUGUAUGAUUUGGGGGCUUGUACUGUAUAUAGGGCAGCUAUUCAUAUCCAUUUGGUAUGACUAUUUUCACUUUGUAGCUUUAGUACUCAGUCUCCCCCUCUCGCUCUCUCUCUCUCGGUCCUCUCAGGGGUACUGACCUACGGCUGCAGGGCGUGGUUCUGCGCAGGCAGCUACAGUCCAUAUCAGAGCUGCUGCCUCCAGGGCUGCAGGAGAGCUACACAGAGACCUGUGAGAGCCUGGUGGAGGACCAGGACCCUCUGGUGGCCGCCCAGGAGGUCCAGACCACCCUCACAGACAUCCUGCCUCCCAACCUGCUCCCCGAAGGCCUGCUGGACGCCCUACUCACCUGCCUGCAGCAGUUUGUCCAGAACAGGGUCCAGGGCUCCAUCCGCGUCCAAGGCUUCAGCCAGCUGGUCCGCUCCGGGGUCUUCUGGGUCAACAUGGGCCUGCUGCAGAUCAAGACCUGGACCCCACAGACCAUCUUCGAUCCGGCCGUGAAGAGGGCCUACAAGCUGGACUACGCCCAGGAGGAGGUGAGCCACUGUCAAUGCUACAGUCUCUUUAUCUCAGUAACACUGUAUGUUAGUAGAGGAGAUAGACUGUUGAUAUCUCCUAUCUUUUUAACGUUGGAGUAGAGUGCCAUUCUCUUCCCCUAUAUGUGACGUUGAGGGUGCCUCUGCCUCUCUUUCCCAGCUGGCUUUGCUGCAGGAGGAGUGGAGAGGACGCAGUCUGUCCUCUCAGCUGCUGACCGGAGCUGAGCUGGAGGAAAGCAGCACCACCGACGGCUUCCAGCAUCCUCGCAUCAGGUGAACAACCAUACACAAUAACAGAAGAACUCACUGUGUCUGACCUAAAACACCAUGACAAUGUAUUAUGUAUUGUCUACAGUUGUUGAUCAGAUAGUUCUGGUUGACUGGUUUUUGCCAGAUAGGGUCUUUCUAAACAUCAUUGUCUCUGUGAUGUUUCUGCAGGUACCUGUGGAUCCGUAUGCAGCAGGUGAAGGAGCAGAUAGCAGAGCUCUCCAGGAAGCAGGCCUGCAGGCCCAACGAGCCCCAGUACGGCAGGCUCUUCCAGGAGCUGCAGCACUACCUCUGCAGCAUCGGCCAGCCGGCCUCCAUAGAUGACCUGCUCUCCCACCUGCUGAAGGCACUCCAGGGGAGUGGCCCCAAAUCCAGGUCGGGGACUCAGGGCCUGCUGAAGGAGGAGGCCGUGUGGCAGGCCUCGCAGCACCGCUUCGCCCAGAGGCUGGCGGAGGAGUACCCGCUGUACCCUGACGUGGUGGGGCCCCUGAGGACUGCCAUCCUCCAGCUGAGGCAUGGUAUGAGACUGGUGGCAUCCCAGGUGGCCUCCUCCCUCACCCCCAUUCCAGGCCUGCCCAAGCUGGUGUCCUGCCUGCUGGCCUUCCCCUCUGUGUCCCCCAGCAUGCCUUCCUACCUGGCCAGGGCAGACUACCUGUGCUCCAGGGGGUGUAUGGAUGUUCUGAGGGGCCUAGGGAAGCUCUUACCCCAGCAGGACCUGGAUCACGUGGUUCCAGAGCCAGGGACGUUACUCCUGAACGCUCUGCUGUACCUGCAGUGUCACGCCCUCUCCACGGGUCAGCUCAGCCAGGACACACUCAAACUCUUCAGACACAUCUGUCAGGUGAGUGUCACAAGUUCUGAUUGGAUAACAUUGGAUGUCAACUUUUUGAUUUGGUGUUUGUGGUCUGAUCCUAUUGAUCGACAGGGGGACCAACCAGUGUUCAUGUUUGUCGUGUGAUAUGUCCAGGCUCUGGUGAACGAGUGGGACGAGCAGGAGAGGCGUGCUCGGGAGAAAGAGCAGCUAGAAGCCAGUCUGUACCGCCACCGCAGCAGACUCCACGGAACAGGUCUGAGUGAGGACGAGCAAGAGGAGAGAGACUUCAGACGCUGCUUCCCCCAGUUCAACAAGGUACUGUACAGUACAGUCUUUUCAGGGCUAGCCAAUGUAAUCUCUCUUUGAUUUAUCACAUUUUACUAUCACCUAGCUGACUUUGCAAACAUGACUCACCUGCCUCUCUUUAUUUUUCUCUGUCUGUCUGUCUCACUCUUCUCUCUCGCUCUCUUUUACUUUCUCUUUCUACUUAGGACUUUGCUGACAUCACCACCCAGCCCAGUCUUGAGGGACCAGCAGACAGAGGAGAGCCAGAGGAGGAGGAAGUGACAGAAGAUCCCAGCGAGGCUGGCUUCCUGUCUCCAGCCUGUAUGAACACUGUGGUACAGGUGCAUCAGCGCCUCUGUCUGGGCUACACCCAAUCACUGUGGUACCAGACCAGCGCUCCAGCCAAUCACAGCAGCGAUCACAUCCGAGCUCUGGUCUCCUCCUAUCAGACCACAGCCCCUGUGAUGUCACACUUCUACCAUCUCAUGGGUGAGUAGUACACUUAGUCAUGUCUGCAUUCAUAUCUAUACAAUUACACAACAUCUGAAAAUGAGAUGUGUUGGGACUUUUUAAGCCCUACCGACAGUAUGAUAUUAUAUGAUGUAACUUAAUCCUGCUCUUGUCUUUAGGAUAUUUCCAUAACUCUACUGUUGGCUGUGUUAAGACAUUAUGACUUUGUCUAAAACCGUUUGUCUCUCUUGUGACCCUCAGAUUCUGAGAUGGACCAGCAGCUGACAGGCACCCAGCUGCUUCUCAGCACCCUGCUCCAAAACACUGUCCAGGGGACCCCAGGCCCCGAGAGCCUGACCCUCCAACCAGACGGGCCCUAUGACUUCUACCAGCAGCCCAACAUGAGUGAGGCCCGCCUGUGUCUGCCUGUCCUGGAGCAGAUGGCCCUGGCCAUCGGACAGAGGCUGGAGGAGUGGCCCGAGCACCCCGCCCUAGUCCAGGUGAGAACCAUGCAGAGUGGACCCUUCAUCCAGUGCCAGGUCGUGUUUAGUGUUGCUGAGUCUGCCUGUCUCUCUGUUCCAGUUGACGGUGGUGAUGGAGAGGAUCAUGGCCUUCAGUCUGGCCAGCCCACUGGCCAAGUUCCUCAACGGCCUGGAGAUCCUGCUCAGUAAAGCCCAGGUGAGUCCUGCUGCUGCUCUCCCUGUGCUGUCGUGACAAUGACCAUAGGAGUUGGCAAGACGGUACAAACUGAUCUGGGAACAGGCUAGCUCUCCUAGGGAUGAGUACCAAAUGGCACCCUAUUUCCUUUAUAGUGCACUAGUUGGGCCCUGGUCAAAAGUAGAAGGUUAUAAAGGCAUUGUGGUGCCAUUUGGGACGCAGCCCAUGUUUUCCAUCCAUGGCCUUAACUCUGUUACCCCCUUUUCCCUCCUCAGGACUGGGAGAACAACGCCAGCCGCAAGGUCUCUCUGAGGAGGGAGCUGGAGCCUGUCACUAACCUCAUCAUCCAGUGGCGCAAGCUGGAGCUCAAGUAAGGAACAGAAACUGCAGGCAGGGUUAUUAUCCUGGUUAUGAUACUAUUGUGCAUUUCAAUGCAAUAUACCUUUUUAUAAUGUAAUAUAAUUUCAGAUUAUAGUUAUUGUAGUGUAGACAAUUGGUUACCAACUAGCAUGCAUUAUGAGGGACACUAUGGGAUAAAAUGGGUCUGGUUUCACGCUAGAGUUUGUUAAUAAGUCCUUGGUCAACGUUUUCUUUUCCUUCUUCUUGCGCGUCAAUAGCUGUUGGUCCAGCAGUCUGGACAAUGCCUUGAAGCGGCACACGGAGAGAUCCACCAAGCACUGGUUCUCCCUCUACCAGCUGGUUGAGAGGUACUUGGAGGAGCAGAGGAUGGGCACCAGCACAGGUAACUAUUGCACAUUGCUGAUGACCCUAGGUUGUCUUCGUUAGGCAUCAAGCGGAAGAAAACAGACUCGAACAGGGAGAGACUACCUGGACUAGUCCAAUAAAAAACUAAAAUGUUUGUUCAUCGAAAAAUGUUUUAAAGUGUUUUCCAUUACAUGCCCUAAUGAACACAACACUAAAGUGUAAAAAACUUGCGGACAAUCAGUAAAGCUCAAACCAGGUUUAUUCACCCAAUGGGUCAGACAGCUGCACAGACAAAGACAUGUUCCAACCAGCACAGAUAUAUAUAUAUAUAUAUAUAUAUAUAUAUAUAUAUAUAUAUAUAUAUAUAUACUCCAAUUUAGGUGAACUCCUCCUUCCCUCUAAACAUUCCAUGUUUAUUGCUAGGCAGGAAGUUAAGUGAUGCAGGUAAUAAACUGUUCCUUCUCCCUUAAUGUGACCUGACCUCGACCCCAUUCCUAACUAAUCCACAUCUCUCCACCCUUAUCAGUGACUGCAACCUUUCCUUUACUCAGUACAUUCUGAGCUUAAUUGCCUCCACCAUAUACAUUCCUCCUACAGAUAACCAUUCACUUCUGGUGUAGAAACCAGACUAUGGCACUCCUCAUGUCUAUAGGAUAACUGAUGAUUAACGAUAACAUGUUCUGACAGUAUUUACACGUCCUGCAUUCCUCUCUCUCCCUCUUUGACAUGAUUAAGGAUAUUUCUAGUUUAUAAGUCAGAACCCAUAAAAGUAUUAGGCAGCAGCGUAUAUAUUUCCCAGCUAACUCCAUUUCCUUGUCCUGUUUGUUCUGUCCACUAGAGGGCGAUAAUGCGGAGAGUCUGUCCCUGUCCACGGUCUCCUCCACGCUGCAGGCCUUCAUGGAGGGCUCCACCCUGGGAGAGUACCACACCAGGCUAGCCAUGAUGCUCAGCUUCCACUGCCACCUCCUCCUGGCCCCCAGCCAGCAUGGACAAGGUGGGACGCACCGCAACGCCUUCUCACAUAGUCAGACGCAUAUACACACACACACACACACACACACACACACAUAAUCAGAUUUACACACACACACAUAAUCAGAUUUACACACACACAUAUGGAGGCACAUACAUAUUCAGACAUACAGUACAUGUGUAGUCUGCACUUAGACAGUCGACAGGCUGUCUUGUAAUACAGUGCUUGGUGUUCACCUUUCAAACAUGCAGAUGUAGUUCUGAACAGGAAAUCCUUCCUUCUUUCACAGAACCUCUCUGCCACCUCCUAUGGAAUCUGCACAAGUACUACUCUCAGUUCUCAGAAUGCAUUCAGACCAAAGUCACUCAGCUCCGCCAGCCCAUUGAGAAGGAGCUCAAGGACUUUGUGAAGAUCUCCAAGUGGAACGACGUCAGUUUCUGGUCCAUCAAACAGUCAGUGGAUAAGACCCAUCGGUAAGACUACCUGUAAAAAAAUAUCCAUAUUUUCUUGUUAAAAAAGUUAUACCAAACCUUUGGAGCUUGAACCCAAUACAGUAAGCACAAUGUCUCCCACUACAGCAAGUUCAUUACAAUAUCUACCACUCUUAUGGUUUUCCAGAACCCUGUUUAAGUUUGUGAAGAAGUUUGAGGCGGCGCUGAGUGGGCCGGUUGCCCCGGCGCUGAUGGAGCAGGGCAGCAGUGCUAGCCUGGACAGUGUGGAUGCCAACCAAGAGAACACCCCACUCCACAGGGUUCACCAUGCCCUGAAGAACACCCUCCCUGGCAGGGCCAGAGACCUACAGGUACAGUACAGCCCUCAGUAGCCACGAUCACUUGCAUCAGUCAAGAAUACACUAUGGCAAUAUGGCAUUUAUACCAUGGUAUCAAUGUUCUGUUCCGACACUUGUUCUGACACAAAAACGUUAAUGUUCUGACUCAUAAAAUGACAGUUUGGACCAGUACCUCUAUCCACAAAGAGCUUCUUCAGUACAUUCUUAUGAAAUUGGCGAUGACUGUACUUGACAUACUGUGUGUGUUCCAGAGUGAGUCCCCAGAGGAGGGCCCGGCGGGCGUGGAGCCCUCGUCUCUGCAGGGCCGCCUGCCCCUCCUCACCAGGAAGAUGAAGAAGAUGUGUGUGACCCUGGUGAAGAAGAACCCUCUGCCAGAGCUCUCGGAGGACCUGGACGUCUUCACCGGUAAGGGCUGGAGAAACGUCUGCUUGUACUGCCUCAUUGAGAAUCCAUCAUGAAUGACCAUGAGAAAAACAAAGGCGUCUUGGAUGAGAAAUGUUUGCUUCAGAUGUACUACAUCGGAUUAGAUUGUGGGGAAAAAGUCCCUCUAUGAUUAUAGUUUUGACUGUAAUAUAUUUCUGUCUUUAUUGCAGGGGAGAUCAUCAGCAACCUGCGCGACCUCCAGAGCCUCACGAUCGACCUGAAAGCCGAGAAGGAGAAGCAGAAGUCAGAGGUCAAACACAUCCUCCAGCAGAAGCAGAGAGCCCUGUCUGAUCUCUUCAGGAUGCUGGCUGAGAUCGGUGAGUCUCUAAAGGGAACUGUUUAUGUCAGUGUGGUUACACUGAUAUUGUACAGUAUUGUAGUCCAACAGUAUGUGACUGGAGUUUACUGACAGUGCUGCUGUCUUUCUGCAGGUCUGUCCUACCGUAAGGGCCUGAACUGGAACAGGACAACGGACCCAGAGGAGACCCUGUGUCUGCAGCCGCUGGAGCUGCAGACCGCCCUGGCUGCAGUCAGGACCCAGGAGCAGGCCGAGAAAAUGUAAGACAAGACACACCCACCUGGCUGUUACAGACACCACACCACACUUUGAGAUGCUCUGCAGCAUGUCAUUAUAUAGAUGUGCAUUAUGUCAUUAUAUAGCUGUGCAUUAUGUCAUUAUAUAGCUGUGCAUUAUGUCAUUAAAUAGCUGUGCAGCAUGUCAUUAAAUAGCUGUGCAUUAUGUCAUUAUAUAGCUGUGCAUUAUGUCAUUAAAUAGCUGUGCAGUAUGUCAUUAAAUAGCUGUGCAUUAUGUCAUUAUAUAGCUGUGCAUUAUGUCAUUAAAUAGCUGUGCACUAUGUCAUUAAAUAGCUGUGCACUAUGUCAUUAAAUAGCUGUGCAGUAUGUCAUUAAAUAGCUGUGCAUUGUCAUUAAAUAGCUGUGCAGCAUGUCAUUAAAUAGCUGUGCAGCAUGUCAUUAAAUAGCUGUGCAGCAUGUCAUUAAGUAACUGUGCAGUAUGUCAUGGAGUAGGCGGUUGACUGUGGCAUGGAACUGUCUGUUUCAGUUUGUUUACUGAGAUGAACGCUGCGUGGGACGGCUGUCAGAAGUACUACUACCGCUCGUGGGCCCGCAGAACGGCCAUGAUGACUGCCCUCCAGAGCGCUGCCAAGGUGAGAGACUGAAAGGAUGUUAUUUUGUGUUUCUAAAUGGGGUCUAAACCGUAGAAUUACGUGCCAUUAUUUCUAGGAUCUCCAUGGUGUUAACGGUGUCUGGUGCAGCAAAUAUGAAUAACUGUGUGCUGCAAUUGGAAAUUGUUGUCUGACGUUUUGAACUGUGUGUGUGUGUUCCAGGAGCUGGGGAUUGGGAACAUUGAUCGUUGCCGAGGCUUCUCCUCCCACCUGUUCAAGCUGCUGCUCAGACAGAGGCGACGCCUGGCCAAGCUCACAGAGCAGUGGGUCCACCUCAGGUGAACCUUAACCUAUGACCUUUAACCUUACACCUCAGAGCGUACCAUCUGGAUAGAGUAUCUCUGAAUAUGGCUGCAUCUGAAAUGGCACUCUAUUCCCUAUAAAGCCUUAUAAUAAUAGGGUGCUAUUUAGGAAACCGCCUGAGUAUCUCCAUCUGUAGUUGUCCUUCUCACACUCGUUUUGGUUUCUAUCCUCUAACACAUACAGGAGGCUAACAGCCAGCGUGCAGGGCAUCCAGGCUCACCUCCAGUCCCACAGUGAGGAUGCGGGUGGCCUUCCCCCCCAGGCUUCCCUCCAGGGCUGGGUGAUCAAGGCCCAGGGCCUGGCAGGGCAGUGUGCCACCCUCCUCCAGCAGCUAUCCUGGGUGCUGCAGUGCUGCCCCGAGGGCCCCCAGCAGACGGAGGGGGUAGACGGACAGAGGGAGCCCACCCUGAGGUGCCCGUCCCCCAUAGCGGCUCAGAGGCAGCCCCCUGGGUGUCUGCUGAGGAGAGGAGACCCGGCCUGGAGCCAGCUGAGUCGGCGUGUGGUGGACAUGUUGGGUCAAACCCAGAUCCUGAAAGAGGAGCUGGAUGCAGUGGCACUGCAGUCCACACAGGGGGCGCUGCACUCCUGGUAAGGUCAAGGAGCACAAGAUAGCAUUAGGAAUACUGAUAGCAUUACACAGGAAUACUGAUAGCAUUACACAGGAAUACUGAUAGCAUUACACAGGAAUACUGAUAGCAUUACACAGGAAUACUGAUAGCAUUACACAGGAAUACUGAUAUCAUUACACAGGAAUACUGAUAGCAUUACACAGGAAUACUGAGAGCAUUACACAGGAAUACUGAUAUCAUUACACAGGAAUACUGAGAGCAUAACACAGAUAAGAGCAUUGAGCUUUUGUCUUCAUGACUUUUCUUUUUAGAUAUCUUCUAUAUUGAAAUCAAUGGUUCAUUUUAUCUUAGAUUUUUUUGUCAUUUAAAGAUGCACUAUGCUCCACCAUUUCCUGGUUUCUAAAAUUCGAAUAGUUUGCCUAAUUUAAGUUUAUAUGACAAAACAAGCAAGUAUAGUGUAGAGAAUUAUUGUACCAUCUAACCUGCUGUGAAAUAUGUUUUCCAUAACCAAAAAUAUUGUACUUUCUGCUGUUUGAAGCUGAUGCCCAAAAAGUUACAUAUUGCAGCUUUAAGCAUAGCCUUCCCAUUCAUGCUCUAUUAAUUUGCUAACCCUCCCUUCUCUUAAUCUCCCCAGGAGCCACUUCUCUGUGUGUUGCUCUGGCUAUGACCGGCUGGGUGCCGUGGCGGCACAGAUGCCCGCGGUGGAGCAGCUCUUCACCCCCAAAGCUCCAGAGGGCACGGCUGACACCCAGCCUGGUCUGACCCGAGGCCUGCAGUACGUCAGGGGAGAGCUGGAGGCCAGCCUGACUGAGUUCACCACCUGGAAGACCAAGCUACUCUCCCUGGGCCACGGACACACAGGUGAGAACAGACAGACCAUGCUUUAUCAAUCAGUCAAAUUUAUUUUAUAAAGCCCUUUUUACAUCAGCAGUUUUCACAAAAGGCUUUACAGGAACCCGGCCUAGACCCCAUCAUAGAAAAAAUGGUAUUCCAAUGGUAUUACACUGGCAUUCCAAUGGUAUUACACUGGCAUUCCAAUGGUAUUACACUGGCAUUCCAAUGGUAUUACACUGGCAUUCCAAUGGUAUUACACUGGCAUUCCAAUGGCAUUACACUGAUGUUACAAUGCUAUUACAGUGUUAUUACAUUGGUAAAAUACUUUUCCCUCCACCUCUUUCAUUUUACAUUUUUUACAUUUGAGUCUUGAGACAUAUUUUAGCAGAUGCUCUUAUCCAGAGCGACUUACAGUUAGUGAGUGCACACAUUUUCAAACUUUCCCCAGGUUACCAGCAAACAUUCCACUCCGAGUUCUCUGCUGAGCUGGAGAAGGCCAUCAACACUGUGCUGGUUGCCGUGCAGACCCUGGUGAAGAGGAGGGAGGGGGAACAGCCGAGAGAACAGCAGACAGACACCAAGAAAGGUGAGGAGUCACGCCUGCUGUCUGCCUCCAAUAACACACCUGGGUCGUGUUCACUAGGCACCAAGUGGAUAAAAACAGACUGAAACUGGGAGGGACUUUCUGAACUUGUCCAUAAAGAAACACUUGUUUACUGCCUUGUGUGGUUAUUGUUGGAGAAAUGUAGGAGAACUAGCUGUCAAAAAAAGCUAUCCCAAGAAUGCCCGAGUAAGACUGGGCCAAGAUGUGUUAACAUGAUCAAUCCUAGCGUUCUGUGUGUCUUGACCAUUGAUGGGGAAUGGUGAUGUAAUUUCCUGUUGUAUCUGCCUGUUCCAGAAGGUGAGGAGGAGGAGCCCCAGGAGGACCUGCUGAAGCCUGGUCACCUGAGUCGUCUGCUGGAGGAGGAGUUAGGAGCAGAGGUGGCGUCUCUCUCCCUGGGGGAGGUCAGCGAUACACUGGAACAGCUACUGGAGAGACUCAGAGUACACCGAGACUCCUGUCCACCUCAGCAGCUCCAGGUACAGUAGUCACACAGCAUAUACUGGAGCCCAUACCACCCUCUAGUGGAGUGGAGAUACACGACCACCACUGAAACGCCUUGGAACUCGACGAUUUUGCCUGUAAUGUCAAGGAGUUCAUCAUUCUUUCUGCUGAGUUUUUCUGAACAAUGAUGUCCUGUUGUUUUAGAUUGCUUUAUCAUGACCUCAUGAUAUUCAUAAUAUUUCACCAGUGACCCUCUGUUUUCCUCCUUUGUCCUGUGUGUUGUGUUUAGGAGCUGAGUGAGGCGUGCAGGCUGCUGGUGCGCCUGGACCCCAUGCUGGGGCUGUACUCUGAGCUGGUACGCUACUACCUGGCCGUGUCCCUGGGAGCCCACAGGAGCACUGGAAAACUGCUCUCUGUCCUGGCCGGCAUCUUCACUGAGUUAGCCCAGAAGGUACUGUAUGUAACCCCUCUACUGGGAUCUGUUUUCUAACACGAGCUCAAUUGCAUGUUGAAAAAAACAAUUUUGUCUGAACAAAAGUUAAGUAGUGAAAAAUCUUAGAACAACCUGUAGUUUCAGUAGCUCUUUAUUUUUACUGUUUGGGUAAGUCACCUAAGCUGCAGUGGUGCUACAGUACAGCCACUUUCAUUCUUGCUGAUUGUCUUAUUGUCUUGUCCUGCAGGGCUUCUGCCUCCCCCAGGAGUUAAUGGAGGGAGGGGACGGAGAGGGGGCCACAGAGUUCCACGACUACGAGGGCGGUGGCAUCGGAGAGGGAGAGGGCACCAAAGACGUCAGCGACAAGAUCGAGAACGAAGAACAGGUGAUGCUUCCUACGAGAAUUGCAAUACAGUGCAAACACUAUAAGAUCUAUGUUUUUUGGAGUGGCAUUGCUCAUGAAGGGGUGAAUCCUAACUUCCACUUCAGUUGAAUUUUCACUUGGUCUCCUACUGACAUCAAUGCAUAACUAAGUAAACAUUUGACUCAGUGAGAGUUAAAGUUAUAACGUUUUGCAAAAAUGUUACCGUUUCUGUCGUAGGUGGAGGACACGUUCCAGGAAGGCCAGGAGAAGAAAGAGGAGGAGCCUGACAAGAAGAACAUUGACGAGGAGGACAACGCCAUCGAGAUGUCCGAGGACUUUGACGGCCAGAUGCAUGAUGGAGACCAGCAAGAGCCAGGUGGGUGGACAGAGCUCUUAACACACAGCCUCAUGGGAGUCUGAUCGCACUCCUGGGUCAUGUUCAUUAGGCACCAAACAGAAGAAAAUAGACAAACAGGGAGGGACUACCUGGAAUUCGUCCAAUAAGAAACACUCAUUUUCAUAAACACUCAUUUUCAUUGUCUGUUGCAAAACGUUUUAAACAGUUUUCCAUUGCAUGCCCUAAUGAACCCGACCCUGGUCUCACAUCUCAAAGCGCUAUUGGUUGUGCCUUUUCAGGUGAGGAUGACGAGGAGGAGUCUGACAAAGAGGAGGAUGAAGAUCUAGAUAAGAAGAUGGGCGACCUGGGUGAAGGCCAGACAGACACGCUGGAUGAGAGGAUGUGGGGUGAUGAUGAUGAGGAUGAUGAAGAGGAGGAGGGCAGUGACAAGGAGGAGGAGUCAGGCCAAGGAAUGGACCAGGUACGGAGAGGAAGGAUCCGAUAAAAGAGGGUUGAAAUGUCUGACAGAAAGGGCAGUAUCUGCUGCUCGCAAAUAAAGAUGUUUGGAGUAGAACCCAGUCAGCAGAUACUGUAUUUGUUGUUCACUAAUGAUGCUCUUUUGUGGUUUCUUCAGGGGGAGUCAGAACUGGUAGCCAAGGAUGACAACCUGGAUGCAGCAGACCCCAACAAAGACAACAAGAACAAAGAUGACAAAGACCAAGAGUUGGACGAGGAGGAAAAGGAGAAGAUCCACGAACAAGGGGACGAGGUAAGCUUUCACUGAAAAUAUGUGUGUAUAUAUAUACUUUACUGAGCGUAUCAAUGUUGCAUCACACAGAUUAUCCCUGGUUUUGCAAGGAGCUUUUUUUCUGCACUGAAUUUGACUUAACACAUCUCAGGCUGUAGUUGGGUGUGUUUUAGCAGGAGUGCUAGAUAGUGUCUGAUUGAGUAUCUGUGUUCCAGCGGGAGUUUGAUGAGAACGAGGUGGACCCGUACCACGGGAAGCAGGAGAAGAAGCCUGACCCGGAGGCCAUGGACCUGCCUGAUGAACUCAACCUGGACCAGGAGGAGGACCAGGCCGGGGACGAGGGGGAGGGAGAGGGAGACGGUGAGGCCUCUGGGGUCAUUGGGGGUCAAUUGUAUAUCUGGAAGAGGAUUCUAAUGUGUCCUUUUGUCCUGUUAUCUUGUUGCUGAAUAAAAUAAACUAUUAAAGAAAAGGGUGUAGAGGAACCGGUGGAGACACCAGAGAACCAGUGUGUGACAAUUGAGUUUCUUUCUCCACCAGAGGAAAACCCGUUCGACAUUGACGAGAAGCCAAUGGAGCUGGAUGAGAAGGAGGAAGCAGAGAAAGAGGGAGAGGAGGAGGGAGGAGCGGAGGAGAUGGCUGAGGAUCAGACAGACAAACAAGGAGAGGAAGAAGACCAGGAACCCAAGACUGAGGAGGAAGAGGGAGGAGGAGGAGGAGAACAAACAGAGGAGGUCAAAGAGGAGGCAGAGAAAGAGGAUGAUGAGGACAAGGAACAAGAGGCAGGGAAAGAGGAGGGCGUGGCCACCCCUGCAAACGAAGGCCAGAAACCAAAGGUAGUUUGACUUCUCUCCUCUUGCAUUUUGCAUCAUCAUGAUGAUAUGACCGGUGACAUUUUGCUUCUUGAAAGUCCAAUAUCUUGAAAACUUGACUGGUGACAUGCAAAUCAUUUUGGGUCUAUUGAAAGAAAAAUACCAAAAUAUCGUUUUUUGUUUCACUUUAAAGCUUAGACACACUGGUAGGAUUGUCAAACGUUUGCCUGCCGACAGUACUUAGCCCCUCUGAACAGAGUUUCGACAGUCAAUCUUUUUUGUGUUCACACAACAAAGACCUUGGACGUCGUCAGCCACUCAGCCUUGUUAAAAUACUCCAAACCAAAAGGUGGCAGUUGCGUUGUUUGGCAAUGCAUAUCUGUGCGUGUUGCUUAUGGUCUAGAUUUCAAGAAUCUGCGCUAAUGUUGCUAUUUUGUGGAAAACCCUUGUUGAUACUUGCUAGAUAACUACUUAGCAAGAUGACGAAGAACCAAUUUAAGUCACUCUCCAUAAUCCCAUACUGUCAGUGCCAGCCCAUAGCCAAAUGUAGAAACGAGGAGGAUACUAGCUGGUUAGCUAGCUUGGAGGAAGUAUUUAGUGUUGAGUGCAUUGUGUCUGUGCACUUAGCUAGCUACCAUCCCAUAGCCGACAUUGCAUGUGAAGUGUGACUGGCUCAACACUUUUUUGUGUUGCCUCUUGCUCUCUGAUUGUCUCAAAGUCAAGUUGUUGGCCACUGACGAGCAUUGCGAUUCUACAAGUAGAAUUGGUAGGUUCGUCGCUACCGGUUUGGCAUGCUGCAGGUACUGCUUUUGUUCUAGCAAGAGAAGGAACGGCCUCCCACUGUGAAAAGUACCUAUCCCAUAUGUACCUAGAACAGAUUGCUUUGCUAGUUGAGUGUUUAACACCUUUCUUCUUCAUUGCCCACAGGAGGAGGAAGAGGAGGGUGGGGAUGAGGAGCAGCCAGAAUCGGCAGAGAGGAAGGAGCACAACACCGACGGUCAGACAGGAGAGGAGAACGUCCAGAGUGAGACCGCUGUGGAGCUGGCAGGGGAAGCAUCCGAGAGAGACCAAGCUAAAGAGGUAGAAACACACACCCCACCCAUUUACAGCCAAUGUAAAUGUGUUAUUUGGCAGGCACACAUUGACCCUCUUGUAUUGUUUGUUGUCCAGGAGCAUGGUAGUGGAGCGGCUGAUGCCAGCCAGUCGGAGGGACACGAGUCCAAACUAAUGGCAAGGAUGUCCUCUCAGAAACCAAGCCAGAGCAAGACACAGGUACGUCUGGUCUACAAAAUCUCUACAGUGUGUUUUUGAGUUGAUGUUUUCUAGUGAAUCCAAUGUUUGUUUUAAGAUGAGCUAUAUAUUUCAAAAUUUGUUGUUAUUCUGACCUGGCUGUUCCAGAGCUUCAAAAGGAAGCCGGGGCAGGCUGACAAUGAGCGUUCGACGGGCGACUACAACGAGCGCAUCAACAAGCGUCUGCGCACGGUGGAGAGCACUACGGAGAAGACACUGGAGAACAACCAGACUCAGGCCCAGCUGGAGUCAGACCUGUACGAGCACAUCAAACAGGGAGAGACGGCCUACGACACACAGACAUACGGUCAGGCACCAAUCACACCACAGAGCAGAUAUGCCACACCAGUUCAUCCCCCUAAGAAGAUAAUAGUCCAAGAUAAGAAGCCUUCCUUCUAAGCUCUUAUAAGUGCCCUUUCACUGAGCCUCUUGUCUCUGCUGUUGACAGAUGUUGCCAGUGCAGACCAGCAGAAACCAGACGGAGCCCCACAAGAGGAGGACCAAGAGGAUGAGGACAUUGCAAUGGAUACAGAGGAGCAGGAAGAGAACCUGCAGGCUGUUGAAGCCCAGGAGUUGAAGCCAGAGCAGCUGGACUCGACCAGAGCGUCACAGAAAGGUGCUCUAUCCAUCUCCUCAUCUCACUUACACCUGUGUGUGUGUCUGUGUUUGUGUGUUUGCCUGUUUUUUUUUGUGUCUUACUGUGUCAUUUCCCCCGUUAGGUCUGGAGAGUGGAGAGCUGGAGGCUCUGAGGCAGCGUGAGGAAGACGAGGAGAGGCCAAAGGACAGACAGGGUCACAGUGACGAGGAGCGCCCAGAGAGGAGCACAGAGUCUACCAUCCACACUGUCCCAGAGCUGCUAAUGGACACACUGCAGGUACCAGAGAUCUGAUCAAAGACCUGCUUAGGGCUCUAGUAUUAAAGAAAAAAAAAACAGUCAGAAAGCACUGUAGAAUCUGUAUAAGAUUAGCUGAAUGUGUGUGUCCGUCCAGAACCCAGUCCGCGACCCAGAGGAGCUGAGGAGGGAGAUGGAGCUGCAGCUGGAGGCCUGGAUGAAACAGGCCCCUGGAGAUCAGGAGGAGGUACCAACACUUUGGAUGUCCUGCUAAUACAUUAAUAAUACCGGACACUAUUUACCCUGUCAUACUCUAUUCCCAUUACCUACCUUUAGAAGUUCAGAUCUAUAUGUGUAACUCCUGCUAUUAUCUUAGACCGCUGCUCCCGAGUGGUGCAGCGGUCUAAGGCACUGCAUCUCAGUGCUUGAGGCGUCACUACAGACCCCCUGGUUCGAUUCCAGGCUGUAUCACAACCAGCCGUGAUUGGGAGUCCCAUAGGGCGGUGCACAAUUUGGCCCAGCGUUGUCCGGGUUUGGCCGGUGUAGGCCAUCAUUGUAAAUAAGAAUUUGUUCUUAACUGACUUGCCUAGUUAAAUAAAAGUAAAAAAUAAAUCUUUCCCUAUAGGAGAGUGCAGCGGCAGCCAUGUGGCACCAGUACCAGACGUUGACUUCGGCCCUGUCCCAGCAGCUGUGUGAGCAGCUCCGCCUCAUCCUAGAGCCCACGCAGGCAGCCAAGCUCAAGUGAGUACCUACCGCAACCCCUAAAAGAUCAUUCAUGGAGCAUUGGUCAGCCAUCAGACAAAACUCAGACCAGAGCAGGAACAGGCUUUUGUAACCUUUUCUAUUAAUGAAUUUAUUUUUCAUUUUAAAGAUCUUUCUUUUUAAUUUCACAACAAAUAUUAGCUCAUCUCUUAUUCUGUUUUCUCUCUGUGUCACAGAGGAGACUUCCGCACGGGAAAGCGUCUGAACAUGCGGAAGGUGAUCCCCUACAUCGCCAGUCAGUUCCGUAAAGACAAGAUCUGGCUGAGGCGGACCAAGCCCAGCAAGAGAGAGUAUCAGAUCUGUCUGGCCGUUGACGACUCCUCCAGCAUGGUGGACAACCACUCCAAACAGGUAGGUCGCUUCACGGAGGGAUGAGUGGAGACAACCUUGCAAUCAGUGUUGCAGGAACAGUGUAUGAGUCCCGAAUGGCACGCUAUUCCCUUUAUAGUGCACUAGUUUUGACCAGGGCUCAGAGGUCUCUGGUCAAAAGUAGUGCUCUAUAUAGGGAAUAGGGUGUCAUAAGGGUAACACACAAUGUCUCAUUAAUGUCUCACCUCUGUCUCCUGUGCCUCAUAGCUGGCCUUUGAAUCCCUGUCUGUGAUCGUCAACGCUCUCACUCUCCUGGAGGUGGGGCAGGUGUCUGUGUGCAGGUGAGAGGAGCAGUCACUUAAAAUAAAUGAAUAUUGAUGUCCAGGUGUUUCUCUUCCCCGGACAGUGAGAUAACAACAUGAUGUGUGAAAUGUUUUGGUUUUCCCCCUCAGCUUUGGAGAGACAGUGCAGCUGCUCCACCCGUUCCAACAACAGUUUAACGAUCAUUCAGGUGCUAGGAUACUGAGGCUCUGUCAGUUCCAGCAGAAAAAGACCAGGAUAGCCCAGGUGGGAAUACCUUUCCUUCUUCCUUCAUUUUUACACUCUUUUUAGUUUUGAUGAUUUGAACCCCUUUCAUUACUGUGAUAUUGUUCAACAGAUCUUCCCCCAAAAUACCCUUUGAGACAGAUUUUUUUUCUUCUGAGACUGACACCCACAUUGUGCUCAUGUAUCCUUUAGUUCCUGGAGACCUCAGCCAACAUGUUUGUAGCAGCCAAGCAGCAUAGCCUUGGAUCCAUGAACACAGGUACUGUACAGGGUGGUGCAGCAUCUUCCCUACUACACAAUAAGAAUGUUUACUAUAAGCGAGAAUGUCCUCCCCUUGUCCCUUCUUCAUUUGCUAAUGUAUUCAGGUCAUUUUAGAUGCCUCUAUUCCUUACAGUAAUGAGUUGAGACAUAUUCAAGAAUGUCAGCUGAUUAUAUCGUCCUCUGAGCCUAUGGGGUCCAUGCCCUGGUAGUAUCUGAUGUCCAACAAACAAGCCCUGAGUGGAGCACUGGGUGGGUUGGGAGCAGAGCCCCAGUUCUGUUAGUCAAAGGCAGAGUAUUGUUCCUGCUACAGUGCCCCUGGUGAAGCUAACAUAUCCUCUGUGGAGCCGCGGUGAGGAUCACAGUGCAGAGCUGGUAUCAGAGCUCUCACUGCUCUCCCUCUGCAGCCCAGAGGACUGGAACCUGUAAGCAGACACCCAGGGCCAUUGUGGUGCCAGUGGAAACUGACUACCUCCCUCUCGUCCUGUGCUCUCUCUUUCUCCCUCCCAUCUCCCUCUCCCAUCUCUCUCGCCCUCCCUCCCUCUUCCUCUCCCUGCCUCCCCCCCCCCCCCCCCCCCCCCCAACAGAGACGGCCCAGCUGCUGCUCAUCGUAUCGGACGGCAGGGGGCUCUUCCUGGAGGGGAAGGAGAGGGUGACGGCUGCCGUGCAGGCGGCUCGCAGCGCCAACGUCUUCGUCAUCUUCGUGGUGCUUGACAACCCCAACUCCAGGGUAAAGGGUUUAGAUGGAAUCCAUCCAAGUUAGGACUGUGGAUAGUAAAUGCAAAGUUCUACUGUAAUGUACAUGAUAUAGUCCAAUAUAAUUGUUCUCCUUUUCUUAGUGCAUGUGUUUCUGUGGAUGAUCAAAUCACUAUGAGAUAUGAUAUUCAUAUUGAAAUAUCCUGGAAAUAUUCCACAAUAUUCCUUUUGACAUUUCUUCUGUCAUUUUUCUACAGGACUCCAUCCUGGACAUCAAGGUGCCAAUCUUCAAAGGUCCAGGAGAGAUGCCUGAGAUCCGCUCCUACAUGGAGGAGUUUCCCUUCCCCUUCUAUGUGAUCUUGAGGGACGUCAACGCCUUGCCAGAGACCCUGAGCGACGCACUGAGGCAGUGGUUCGAACUCGUCACGGCAACCGACCAGUAGGCCAAUGAGAAGAAACCAUCUCAGAGGGCAGCAACCAACCGCACAACCCACUCUGCUGCUAGCCUCUCAACAACACACAGACUCAAAAACAGGACUCACAGAGAAAGACGGACUUGCCACUGUAUAUGUGCCUUUUUUCUUGUUUUUCCUCUAAUUUUAGUAGACUGUAGAGUUUGAUAGCGACCUCUGCUGUUUAGUCCUUGUCUUCAGGCCAGGGGGAUUCUGGAAGUUCUUUCCUAAUGUAAUAAGCAUUGCUUUAUCUUGCACGUCUAUAACAAAUGUUAGAAAACGAACAAAAUGUGAUUCCCUUCCGUGUGAACAAGAGAUACCUCUUUCCCUGUGUACUAUACCCCCCUUCAUGUUGUAUGGAUGUUUUCAGUGUAACAUGCUCAUCAAGUCAUUCUGCUUUCAUGUAAACACAUCAACUGAUAAUGUAUGGAGCUGACAGUGUUGUGAUGUUUUGUAAAACAUAUCAUGGCAAAAGAAAAGCAUGCUGAUAUGUGCUUGAUCCAUUUAAAAAGUAAUCCCAGAAUUGUGCCUUGA